Xyrichtys novacula (pearly razorfish) is the source of this 66776-nucleotide messenger RNA. The record is from the annotation of a GenBank genome assembly. Lineage: Eukaryota; Metazoa; Chordata; Actinopteri; Labriformes; Labridae.
GGAGAGGCUGGGAAGAAGGGGAUCCUGCAGGACCUGAGAGACUCUACAAUCUACCUCUGCGGCGUGGAAGAAGAAGAAGAAGAAAAACGAGAAAUUAUCAAUCGAAAACUUUACUUCACCAGCUUUACUCCUGGUCGGACUGUUGCGGCUGCACCGUUCUGUGUAACUUGGAGCAUAUUUGCAUUUUAAAAGCUAAACAAACACAAAAAAGGGAAGAAGGAGGAGAAGAGGAGGCAGAGAAGAGCCACGGAGAGAAGUGUGUGUGAGCGUGUCUGCAGAGAGUGGAGGUCUCAGUCAAAUCUCUGCACGGGAGCUGUGGAGCUAACCAGUUGCGCGGUGAAAAAUCUUAAAUUUCUAGAAGAUUUUUUGAUUUUUUUCUCUCUCUCUGGAGGACUUUGUGUGUGUUUUUUUUGUAGAGAAAGACACGCUAACGUGACGCCACGCAUGCCACAACCAUCGAGUCAGCAGUGAACGGAUCCCAAACUCCUUUAAAAUUAAGUUAAAAGACGCUCUUUACGACCCUCUAACGCAUGCAACUUGUCUUUUUUCCUCGUGGGAAUGCUCUCCUGUGAUAUGGGUGCGUGUGGCAUUUCUUAAAAGUUCACAUUAAUUGAGUGGGUCUCGGACAGCAGCGCAAACUUCUACCCCCGUGGCCUGGACUCUUAGUGGUGGAGCCGAGUUAUGCUAAGCUAGCUCAACCGCCGCCUUGCUAACGCUAACGGUUCCUCCCGACGAGUCUUUGUUUUUGUCUUUUUUUUCUGCUUUUUUCUUCACAAAGUGAGCUGGAACACUUCAACAAACCCCCGCUGUACGUGACACAAAAGAAGCACUCAUGCUAAGAGUUGUUGUUUGUUAUUAGCGGGGCUUUUCCAUGAGGAGGAGGAGGCUAACUUUAGCCGCAGCAGCAGCAGCAUCGUUAGCUCAUGUUUGACUGAACACGUUGGACUCGUUCCUCCGCCCAUCUUCCGGGAUGUCUUUUAUUUAUUUUUGUUUACCUGUUGGUCCACGCCGCAUAACAAAACCCGUUUCCUGAAGGCAUAUCUCCUCCAGUCUGAACUGUCCUCCUCCUGUUAAAGGAUUAUUCUGUCUAUAUCUGACCCGGAAUACAGCUGGAUGGGGUCUUAUCCCGACUCAGUUAUGAGGCUCCGGACUUUGUGUUUGUGUUUUUGUGUUUUGAUCGCAGGCGUCUUUGAGAUGAGCUGUCAUCGAGCUAACGGAGAGAGUAAGUAACAUUAUUUAUCAUGUUUUAUCAGUGGAAUUAUUAUUAAAUGUGCCUCUCAGUGUUUCUGAAUACGUGGCUGGCUGCGGUGAACAUAAGAAAACAAAACAUUAUGCAACAUGCUGGGGAGCCAGAGAUCAUAAACAACACACUGAGAGCCAGAUCAGAACAAAAUAAUGGCUUUAGGUUGGCAAAUUUUAGUCUCCUGCAGAUGAAUAAAUAUUUAAAUCAAAUGUAUGUUGAAAGAUUAAAAUUAUCUGCUUUUUAAUUAUACAUUUUAUAGCGAUUAUAGGUAUAAAAUCCAGCACAUACAUAAUUGUCCCUUUGAUUUCAAUCUGUUUUAAUAAACAAAUUAUACACUGUAAAAAUAUCUAUAAUUGCAUCAAGUAAAUUUAAGUAAAAUACGAUAAUUGUUGUGUAAAAAAACAAAAAGCACCUGCUGCAGGAUUUAGAAAAUGAAUCCAAGUGCUUUUAUUUUGACAGACACAGACAAGAUGUUCUUGAUAUGCCUCAAAAAUAUCAGGACUUUUUUCAUCUUUAAUGUUUAAAAAAGAUAUAGUGCAUACAACAGUCAGUCAAAUUUUAUUUAUAUAGUGCCAAUUCACAACAGUCCUCAUCCCAAGAUGCUUUCCAAAGAACAAGAGCAGGUCUAGACCACACUCAUUGUUUGAUGAAUUAUCAAGACCCAAGCUAAGAUGGGAUUUGGCCCAUCUCAUCUAACAUGAGUGACAGUGGUAAGGAAAAACUUCCCCUUAACAGGCAGAAACCUUGGGUACAUAGCAUUUGUUGAAAACAAGUCGCAAAUCCGAAUCAGAAUGUCCUUUAUUGUCAUCAUACUGAAAGUACAACGAGAUUGGAGAGCUUCUCCUUUUCCAGUGCAAUAGACAAGUAAAAAUAAGGUAAUAAAAGUACAAAUAGUUGUAAGAAAGAAGGUACUAUAUAUACAAGACAAUAAUUCUACAGAGUAUUUAAAAUAAAACAUGUAUAAGAACAAAAUAGAGAGAUAAUUACUCUGUAGAAUUAUUGUCUUGUAUACAUAUUACCUUCUUUCUUACAAAUAUUUGUACUUUUACUACUAAAUCAGAUGCAUUUUUGCUUAAUUAAAUCAAAAAAAUUAUAACAAAAAUCCUGUAAUUGUCUGUUAUUUUACAGAAGCACGUGAUUUUAAUAUGAUUUUGAGUUGUUUUGCAGCCCUAUCUCUGUUCCUGACUUUCUAAAUUUGUCAGUGAUAUGAUAGAAGCACUCAGGCAGCAACAGCUGUUUUAAAGUCAGCCACUGCAUUGAUGGGACAAAGGUUAACACUUAUCACCUGUUUGAGUCUGCAAGAACUGUAAACAAAGGUUUUUUUUUUUACCCCCCAAAAAGCUUGUCUGUUGAAGUCUGGGAAUUCAGAAGAAUUAAUUUGUUGUUAUUGUAGAGAGGAAAGCCUGUUGCUGUGGUCAGUGCAGGAAUGUAACAAUAAGCCCUCUUUACAGCUCCUGACAAUCCCUUUAUAUUCACCAGCCAACAAGCCCGGGUGAUAAGAAUGAAUGAACACAUUUGCAAUCGCCCGGAGACAUUUUCACAUUUCUCAAAGCCCACAAUGGCUGCACACACGCUCACUGUGUCUCUCAGUCGGAAUCUGUUACUUAAAGCAAAUAUUGGUUAUGAGGAAAUGUAAAGCAAACCUGUGGGACUGCUUGCUGAUUCAAAUGUCUGUACAGGAGAGUUUUUAGGAUGACAACAACAGAGAGCACUCUGGUAAAUGUGACACGACAUAGUUUACCGCAUACAGAUGGUAUGUGUGAUUGAUUUAAACCUGAGUCGGUGAUUCAUUCGAGGUUAGAGUUGAUUUAUAGGUGAGAUAGAAGGAAUGUCUCCUUUAAAAAACCGUGCCUGUGGUCUCCCUGCUUUUCAGACCUGGUCAAACAGCAAAAUAAAUAUGACAGUCCUUUCGACUCUUUGCUUAGUUGGAGGGAGAGUUGGCUUGUGUAAGUUCAUGUGUCUACUUUGCUUUGAGUUGUGAAAUCAAAACACUAAUGCAGCUGCAAGCGUUGAUAGAUGGUCGAGCGGAAACAGUCACUUCAUCAACAUGGAAUUAUAAAAUCAUAAACUUAUAGUAAAUCUUUGCGUGCAAUCGUAAGCCCAACAUCCAAAUGCAAUGCAUCAGAUAUGGUGCUCGGUUGCAAAAUACCGCAGCCUUUCAAAGAUGGUUUUAUUUACAGUUGUAGAUUAUCCGCUAAAGUACUCUAAUGUAUAAUCCAUUCAUAUUUUCUUUCCUGAUUUGUGAGAUUGGUUGCUUGUUUAGCACUUAAUCUCGACAAGAGCCUGCACUAAAUAACACACACUCGUCCUUUGUUCAGUAUAUGUAAACACAGCUUGUACCCCCCCUAACCAAAGCUCCGCAGUCCAUGAUGUUGGUAGUUAAAGAGGCACGCUGAAGGAGAAGAAAAGCACACACUUUCUCAGCUUUCAUCAGAUUGUAUCGAGGGGCGAACGGAGCGAUGUCAUCAAACCAGUUUGAGCAAGAAUCCGAAGACAUAAAUCAGCGGCAAGUUGUGUAAUUGCCCCUUGACUUGAGCGUGAACCACAGAAGGGAAAAGUGGAACCUGGGCCUCACACUGGCCGAUUUCAUAAAGUGGACAAAUCGGUGCGCAAGUCAGGAAAUCUUUUGAACCACUUGCUGGUAGAUGUACAACUCAGCUUGAUGGAAAAAUCUCUUAGUAAUGAAAGCUUUUAUUAAGUCGAAGCGUGUACAUUAAACUGAUUUGUUUGGAUAAGCCUGGCAGUUGAAGAUUUUUAUGCCUUUUUUUGCAAGUAUGUUCUAUAUUUCAUAUGUCUUCCUGUCAGUGAGCCCCAGCAUGGGCCCCUUAUGUAGCAAGUCACUCAGCCGAGCCUCAGAUUUUCUGAAAGAGAGAUAGCAAUCUUCAGAAACAGAUGGUUUGUCAGCACUUUAUGUUUUUUUCGUAAGGUAUAUGCAAAAUCUUCAGACUCCUGACAACUGAAGAGAAAUGUUCUGAAUAGAAAAAAAACUGCUGCUCAGAUUGUCGUGAAAUCUGGUGGACGGCUGCAGCACUCAGUUUGAGAGUCAGACCACCUCCUCAUGAACCAGCAGCACAGGUGAAUUUUAGACAUAAAUAUGCACAGCUGUACUCCUGAAAAGUUUUUGGAAAUUUCAGAACAGACCGCCCCCAGAUCUUUUUUUUCCAAAGUUAGCCUUUCCACAUCUCUCACAGUGGGAUUUUUUUAAUGUUGGAUGGUCUUGGUGGGUGGUCCGGACGUUAAAAGGAUGCUGUUAUAGUCACCCCGCAGCAGGUGAAUCAGAGUUUGAUGCCUUGAACAGUUUUUACCGCUGUAUCAAAGCUCAGCGUGAUUAGAGAGAUUCACACUAUCAAGAACUAAAAGGGAAAUCACAGACCAACCAGCACAAAAGAGGAGGAGGUAGCUUCAUUAUCAGUUCCACAAUCACACCUGUCGCUGUCAUGCACCAGUGACUGAUAAAAACAUCAUCAACCCUGUCCCUUUUCCUGCUGUAAGAAUGAACUUUCAUCCACAUAGAAAUGAUCUGAAAACGUAUAGAAGUUAAAAGUUGUUUUUGUGUAACCCAUGGUGAAACUGAGAUCUUAUGGCCAAUCAAAACGAACAAGUUUUCCAACUUGUGCUGCCCUGCUUGUGACCCAGACUCCUGUGCUUAUUGCUGAUGUAGUCGAGCAUGUGCAGAACCUGAGUCUAAGAUGCGUAUUUCAAGCGUAGCAACAGCGUAGUGCUGCCCCGGUCAGCUGGGCUCAGUAUAAAGGAGACAACAUGCUCACAACAGGUUGUUUUGCCUUUCUGUGGUCUUAUUUCCUGCUAAUUUGGAUAUAAUUCAGUGACUGUUGAGCUCCUACUAUAAGUGAAAAAGCAACGUGAUUUUACAGUUUCGGUUUUUGGAGGUUUACUCGUGUUUAAUAAGGUAAACUUUGUUCCUUUAUGCUGUGCUGUUACCUUCAGACAAAGUUAGCAGUUAAAAGUCCACAUGGAUCAUGGAUUGACCAUCAGAUUGUUCUGUGUUACUGAUAAAUCUAUAAACAGGAAGAAUUUCUCCUCUACAUGAACCGAUACACAGCCGAGAGUUUGUAUAAGGUGUUUUAUUUUGAAAUACUGGGUGCAUGAGUGGUUUUUUGUGCUUGACUUCCUGUGUAGGCUGAUCUUCUCUGUGUGGAUUGAUGCGUAUUGGAAGCGUAGAGCAGCAAAAAUAGACUCUUAGCAUAUCUUUAGCAGAGCCACGCUCGAUGCGAUGGUGCCAUGCUCUGAAUUAGCAUCCUGUAUGUUUUAGCCUUAAGAUGGAACAAUAAAUCGCAUCGUAUAGAAUCUAUGUAAAACAAUAAAGCAGUCAUACAAAAGCUCACUACCUUGAUAGUAGCCUGAUAACAGCCCAAACCUGGUCUAUACUUCUCUGUUUUCUUGUAUUACUUACUUGAGUUGGAGCGUCCAUGUAAUUCUGCAGCACUCAGCUAUAUCGCUAGUCAGCAGGGUGAUGUCUGUGCUCCUCACAUUGCCAGUUUCUGGUCUCGCCACGUAGCAAUCCAAUCGUGGGACUUGCAAUCUGCAUUUUGUCAACCUGUAGUUAUAUGUUUGAGGAGAUGCAUGUGAGACCGUGUGUGCAGUCUUCUGCAUACAGAGCAAUCCACACACAGCUUAUGUCAUGAUGUACAGUCGAUCCAAGGCCCGGUUCAUACUUGUGAUGGUGCAGACUCGCUGCAUGCAGCCCAGCACGUCUGAAAGUUCACUUGUUGUCAUUGUGUGUUGCAACCGCCUGCUUUCCAAAAGGUGGUGUGGAGUUAAGUCAACCUUGUGAAGUCAUUGAACACACAUAUGAAGCAUUGGUGUGCAGAGGGUCUACACCAUGAGAAGCAGGUUUAACAUCUUUUAGACAACUUUAUUUUCAAUUACCACGCUUUUAAGUUUCUAGAAAUUCUGUCAGGGUGGUGGUAAACUUCGCCUGAAGUCUGUCAUUAUUUGUUCAGUGAAAUGCAAGUUCUUGUCCAUGUGACUUCAAUGUGUUGUCACUGCAGAAACAACAAAAACUGCUGUCAACUUCCAGCUCGCCCGGUGUUAGAUCAUGUGUUUGAGGUCUCAUGUUAUCAGACUGCAGCCUUCUUGUGCCAUGAUAAAAAAAUCACUUUGGAAAGAGUGGCAGACAGCAGGGGUUCGCUUUGAAGCCCCAGGCAGCCUGUUGUUGUGCACAGAUCUGGCCAGGGCAGGUCUUGUAAGAGGGUACCACAAUCAGCGACCUGGCACCUCUGAUUUCUACCUCAUCACAUGGAUAGCCAUCGUGAGGUGAUGAAACCUCCGCCGCCUGACACCUCAGACUCUACAAAAACACUUCAAACGAAAACAGCAUGGUUAACUGCCACUGCUGUCUCAAGCAUCAGCAGCAUGAGUGUGUUUGACAUGUGCACAAUAGAGUGAUUUCUGCACUUGUCACCCUCACCAAUGGCUGCGUAAUCCGGGUCGACAGGUUCAUUUUGAGAACUGGCACACCUGUAAUCUUUCACUUGGACCACACAGGCGUCUGACAAGAAAGCCUUGUUGUGUCAGAUCUGUACCAUUGACUCCGUGACCCUGCUGAAAGGAAAUUCGCUUGUUAUUGUGUGUUCACGCUUCAGAGGUAAUAAUAACCUCAUUGCCAACGUUGGCAGAGAGAAUAAUUGGUAAAUGGAUGCAGCUGGUGGGCAACUGAAACACAAAAGGAUCUUUGGUCCGGAGCGAUUUCUCUACAAGGAUUCACAUCAAAAAGGCCAGAGGGAACUCUGUGGUUUUGUAGGCUCUCUUUUACUCCAUUUCACUCUAUAUAAAGACUGCAGGCAGGAGAGCUUUGGUUUCAUUUCUUUCUCUAAACUGUUGCGCUGUGUCGUAGCGUCAGUGUGCUGCACUUCCAUGUCACCCUGACCAAGAGCUGGCACAUUAGAUAACAUGCUUUACCUCUUACUCUAAAGCAGAACUUUUAACUCAUGAGGAAGACUUCUGGUAGUUUCUCAACCUGGCUGCAUUUUUUCUAGUUGUAGCAAUGUAGCGCAGUUUCUCCCCUCACCAACUGUGACUGCAGCCGAAAGCCUCACCAAGUUAGACAGCUGAGUAUCCUGAAACACGAAACAGCUGGUAUGCAGUGUCAGAUCUUGAUAAAACAGAGUUUAGUAGUUUGCAUUCAAUGUAAUUAGACAGUGCAAAAAAAGAGCAUAUCAAAGGACAAAGUCAAAUAAGAUUUUUUUUUAUUUUAAAUUUGAUGAUGUGAACAGACAUAAUGAUUUUGAGCCUGUGCGGUGAUUUCCACUCCAGAGUCACGUCUGUGUCUAAUGCCUUAAGAUUAUGGACAUCCAGUAUAACUUUUGGUCCCAUUGGUUUUGUAGAGAUUUUCCAGGUUCUCUUGAACUAUUAAUGAAAUUAUAAUUGAUACAGUGUGGAGGAAGAAAUCCCCAAAUUUACACUGAGGUAAAUUUCUCUGUAAUUGUUGAACUGUUAGCUCACGCAGUCCCUCACAGAGUGACUCAACCAUUCUUUGACUUAACUUUGUCAGUGUUUAUUUGUCCCUGUCUUUGUUUUUUAAAAUGUGUUGCUGGCAUUCAACCUUUUAGUUUCAAUAUUUGAUAAGUUGUCGAAAUGAAACGUAACACCAAAAUUAGUUUUAAAAAGCGUUACAUCUGACUUUUUUUGUAACACAUCCGCAAGCUCAAAUGUGUUUUGAAAUGUGUCAUUGCUCCUUUAAUUCAGAAGCGAAUACAGAACCUCUGUGUUUUUUGCACAUUAAUGGAAAAACUACCAUUGCAGUAUAUUUCUAUUAUGGGAUGUACUAUUAAUUGUGAUAUUAAAAAAAUACAAGAAUACAUAAAUGCAGUAUUUUAGGAGUACUUGAAGCUUUCAGUAAAUAUACUAUUAUUUUGAUCCUCAGUCCACUUUCUCACUGUCCUACCUUCUGUCAGGGGCAGUGUUGCAUGCUUGUUAACAUUUUACCGCUGUGUAACAUAGAUUCUGCAUGCACACCCGCCUGUUCUCUGCAUGUUUCAAUGAGGGGAUGCAUGAAAGUGAUAUUGAUUAGAUGUUUACCGGAGAUUAAACCUUGAUAAAUGAGGAAGUGGUGACCGCCUGGCCUGUUUCAGGUCAUCUAACUGACAGUAUAAGUCCCGUCAUGUGACUAUUGCACAUGCACACAUUGCAGCGGUCAAACGGGAAAUCUGUCUCCCUUACCGCAUACCUUAAAACUGAUGCAUCAUUAGAUUUUACAACUCUCCUCAAAGUGGAUUACAUCACAUGUCAGUUUGGACACAGCGAGCCGAACAUGUAGCUGGGUGACCUCGGCAUUUUGUGGAAACAGCCGAGCAGUGAAACCUUUAAAAAGGGAAGUGUUGCAAUCACAGUUUCUGCAUGCUUAUUGAGGCCUCAGAUCUCUUCUGAGCCCGACAGAAUAUAUACUAUCAGUCUAACAACCUGCAGCCCCUCCCUCCUCCCUCCCUCACACACACACCCUCACAUCUCUGUCCACCUCCUCCUCAAGAUGCCUGUUGAUGCUUGCAGCCGCAGUGAAAGGAUCGCGAGUUUGCGCUUUGAAGCUUAUAUCUUAGUGUGAAGAUAUGUUCAGUAUUUGUGUUCUCACAUCUCUGUUAUUGCUCAGUGCGUGUUGAUUUAAAUUUAGGAGCAUCUUGUGACCCAGAUAUGAUGAAUGCCAGACAUUCAAAGUGGUAUCUGUGGAAAUAUUACAAGACAACAGCAAUGCUCUCAAAGGCGUAUUAACUUCCUGCUCUUGUUUUAACUUGUCCGCAUUAUUGCACAGAAUCAUGUCACUGGAUUUGUGUAGGCAGUUUCUCAGCAGAAGUCACCUGGUAGAUGUCGAUAUAUUGACGUAUCUGCGGGUGUUUUUUUCCUCGCUCAGAUGGAGCUGUAUGGAUUCCCUUCAUACCUGCUCUCUUAUCGCAGCAUAAAACACCUUCAGAUGUCUGUCAGAAUUUCCCCCUCAGCACUUUUUGAUCGCAUACAUACUGCAUGUGCUUAUAACUUGCAUUAAUAUGUAUUUGCUUUAUUUUUUUUAUCUGCUGAUUCCUAUUUUUACAUAAUCAGAACUAAAAGGGUCACUCUCAAGGUCCUUACACACCGACACAAAUAUACGAUGUGAAAUUACGAAAUAUUUGGAGGUGAAUUUUGACGCGCCUGACGAUACACACCAAGUGCGAUGCGAUUUUACGACUUUCUGGGGGGGAAAAAAAGACGUCACGAGUGGAAGCGAGAAGACUGACGCAACAGCAGACUGACUGUUUUCAGUUCUGAUUAGACACUAGUGUUGAGAUGUCUGUCUGUCAUGAUAGCAUGUACUGAGUCUGGGCCAGUACCAGAUAAGCACAUUAAACUAUAAUCCAUCAACGUAAGGUAACAACCGAGACCUAAUGGUGCUGUGACAGCAACAAGAUUGAGUUUGAGACGGUGAAAAUACAUAUGGUAUGUUGUAUCUGAACAGGUUAGCUAAGUUACUUAGCACAGAUGAAAGUUAGCAAACUGUUAAAGCACACAAACCAUCGUCAUAUGAGAAAUCCGACGCUAUGACUCUCCACAAGUUGUCCUUCAGGUCGUUAUCUUUGUAAUGUUUGUGUGUUUUUUAUCAAAAAGUACUCUGUUCUACGACAUGUAAACAAUCAGCCGGUCGGCCAUGUUGGAUACACAGGUGAAUCAGACAUCGCAAUAACACGAAAUCUGAUUGGUCAGAAGAGGACACACAGUAUGCGAACUUUAAGAAAAUUCGACCGUGAUACGAAAAAAUAAAUGCUGCAAUAUCGCAAGACGGGAAAGCAUCGCUGUUGGAACGCUUCUAUUGACCGGAUAUGGGUUCUAAAAACAAAUAGACAUCCAAAAUAAUCGCACGAAAAAAACGGUUGCGGUGUGUAAGGACCUUGAGUCUGAAAUGGUCUCCUCUAGAUGCCUCAAUGGGCCAGAUGUGGCCGUCAGUUCAGGUUCUAGUCAAUUAUACGAAAUAUUAAGCUAAAAUUAAAUGUUUUUAUUUGUGAAGCUUAAAACUGGAGCUUUGUAUGAGUGAAGAAGAAUAUAAAAGAGUGCGUAUCAGCUAUAGCUCUCAGAUAUGAGACUUAUUCUUGGUGCUUUUAUUAACAUGAUUUUAACAUUUUUCUCCUGAAUCCAGAAUAAUCCAGUGAGACUUUUUCAUUCAAGACUAAAUAAACACCAGUUAAUCUGAGGCGUUGCUUUCCCAAAUAAAAUAAAAAAACAUUCAGUAAGUUUUGGUGUAUUUUAUUAGUAAUGCUUGUAUUGUAGUAACAGUGAAAUAGUGUAUAGUGUGGCCACAACGUUUACCUCAAAACUUUCAUUUUAACUCUCAUUAGAGAGCUCCAGUCCUUGUGAAUAUCAAUAGGUCUUUUAGCUCACUGUGUUGCUAACAUAAAAAGCGUAAUCCUGCUCAGCUUCGAGUAACCUGGAGGAUCAUUAUUCUCAGAGGUGCAGACCCUGACAGACUUCUGAGGGCAGCAUCAGUGAAGAUCCGUGUUCCUCUAAUGACUCUAAUUGAUGAUUCAGAGCACCGGGGCUGUUUUUUCGACGUUUUCACUCCUGUCUGGCUGUUCGCUGGGAAUGUAUGGAGAGCUGGAGCUGGCCUGGUCACCAUAGCAACCUUUGUGAAAUUCUCUCCAUUUUUUUCUUCUUUCCUUACAAUACAAGCAGCAUUUAAAUUCUGGUAUGAACCUGAUUUGUUUUGCUGAAGUUUUUCUCUUGUUGUCAUGGGCUGAGCCUCGGCGCUCCACUGUAAGACGGCAACAAAAAUAGUUCUCAGAAGAAAAAAAAAAAAAGUUCCUACUUCUGCCAAGUUUUGUUUCCAGCCUAACUCUUCACACAUGAAAAAUCAGCGCGGAGACUUCUUCCUCUGCUGCAGCUCUAAAAUUCCUCACUUACACACCAGGACUGCCAUGUUCCAGUUUCCAAUGAGAGCCACUAUCGGAACGGCUGGAGUGUAUUAAAUUCUCUAUUGGGAAUGUGUUGCUAAAAAUACAGGCCUGGCUGAAAGCGUACACUGAAAGGAGCCUGGACUCGCAGCCCUGUGAUGAUUCGCCUUCUCCACAGGGUCACCCGGUACUCUGACGGCUGAUUACACCCCAACUACAGAACCUCUGUCCUCUUGUAUUGUCCAUUAGACCGCUUUGUUGGAGAGUGUGUGGGAUCCGGUACGAGAAAGAGGAAGGCUCUCUGUAAUCAUGAAUGUGUUGUGUUCCCUAAUGCUGACUCCUCUGGCGGUUACCGUCACGUCACUUUGACGGGAAAUGUUUCAUUUGGACUCGGAUGUGUUGAAAUUACAAGUUUGGGAGGGAAGCAACUCAUGCUUACAAAUUGACUUUACUGCCCAAACCACAUAGAGGACUGCAGAUCUAAAAGGAGUCUGAAAAGGGACAUGUCGCCAAGUUACUUUUAAUAGCUUGCAGCUGAAACCCAUGUUAGGGCAUUUUGUGUGUACUUUAAACAAGCCACAAAGUUGUAGUCUGAACUCUAGAUAGUGAGCCUGCUGGUUAAGGUCAUGCAGUGAAAAGCUUGUUGUUUGGACACUCUGUGAUUGGACACUGUGUUUGUAUGUGUAUGUAUGUGUGUGUGUGUGUGUGUGUGUGUCACUUGUCUUGUACUCUUAUGUAACGGAAGGUGUAAAAUGAGCUGCUGCCAUAAAGAGGUGCACGCCUAGCUGUUAUACCUCUUCCCCACAUGGCUGACCAGUUGGCCUGAUGUGCCCAGAUCUAUGGUGGGCCAGUUGGUAAACAAAUACAGUCCUCUCACCAGGCAGAGCUCCUCCAGCUGCACCCAUGACUUGUGAACUGUAAAAUCGGGCCUGGAAUGUCCUAUGUAGCACCUGCAAAGGAAAAUGUUUUUAUGGCCGUCAUUACUCGGGGUUAUGUCACACAAAAGCAUAUGCUCUGGAGUUUGGCUGAUAUCCAGAGUAGAGAGCUUAGGAAAUCCUCAUUACUGCUGGCUCUCUCCAUCCAGAAACCCCCUGAGUGUGAUAAUGUGUGAUAUAUUCUGCAGAAGGUUUUGAGAUCACAUCGGCAUCAAACUAGGGUUGUACAGUUCACAUUUAUGUAUUCAAACAAAAAAAAUAAAACUGGUGAUUUGUCUGGAGCCCAAGACAGAUUUCCCCUGGCGGACAACAAAUGUAUUGUAUCUUAUCCUAUUAAAUAGUAUCAUAUGAUACUGUAUCGUAUCCUAUCAUAUUGUAUCGCAUCAUAUCAUAUCGUGUUACCGUAUCGUAUUAUCAUAUCAUAUCGUAUCGCAUCAUAUCAUAUCGUAUCAUAUCAAAUCAUAUAUCAUAUCGCGUCGUGUCAUAUCAUAUUGUCGUAUUGUAUCAUAUCGUAUCAUGAUAUUGUAUCAUAACGUAUUAUCGUAUCGUAUUAUUGUAUCAUAUCGUUUUAUCUUAUAUCAUAUUGUAUUGUAUCAUAUCAUAUCAUAUUAGCGCUCCGUGUUAUCAUAUCAUAUCGUAUUGUCGUAUCGUAUCAUAUCAAAUUAUAUCAUAUUGUGUCAUAUCACAACGUUGUAUUGUAUUAUCUCAUAUCGUAUUAUUGUAUCAUAUUGUUUUAUCAUGUCUUAUCAUAUCGCAUCGUAUCAUAUCCUAUCACAUUGUAUUAUAGUGUAUUGUACCGUAUUGUAUUAUUGUAUCAUAUCAUAUCAAAUCGUAUCUAAUUGUAUUGUGUUGUAUCAUAUCCUUUCAUAUAUAAUAUCAAAUUGAAUCAUAUUAUCGUAUCAUAUCGUAUUAUUGUAUCGUAUCAUAUUGUAUUAUCGUAUCAUGUAGCUUAUCAUAUCAUAUCGUAUCGCUUCGUUUCGUGUUAUCAUAUCAUAUGGUAACUCGUAUCAUAUCAUAUUGUAUCAUAUCAUAUCGUAUGUAUCAAAUUGUAUUGUAUCAUAUCAUAUAGUUGGUUUGCAAUAAAAAGUGUAAAUACUGAUCGAUCAUGUAAUAAGUUUCCAAAAUAAUUUAAAUGAUUAGGAAUACAGAGAUACUUUUACAUCCCAUCAUAGUCUUUCAUUCCUCUUCACUGUGUCACAGCUGAACUUGAACAAGUUGAGACCUUAAAGCUGAGAUCUGUCUGUGAGGUAGUGUAGCUAAGCAAUAUUUAAUCCAACAGGCCUACACUGUAUGUCUGGGUGAGGAAUGACAAAGCCACAAAUCUUCUACUGGUGCACUACAUGGCUAUUAGUGCCCCAAUCCCCUUCACAGACAAAUAUUUUUAAUACAUUAGCUAAUGUUUUUUAUGGACUUGAAUUACAGAAGCAACUCCACAAAUCAACUCAGCGUAACCAAGGAUGAGCAUGGCCUCACUCUGAUGACAGCGCUCCAUAUUUGACAGCAGUCGGCUGCCAGAAAUGUGGUUGCUAAACAAAACGUCAGCGAAGAUGGUCUGGUCUUCAUCAAAGCAGGAGACAUGACCACAUAUUUUUCAGUAAAAUAUCCCCUCUAAUUACCAAGAGAGCUAUUUUUUAUCCUCCUUUAGACCGCCACAGACUGCUGCAGACCCCGGGGUUUUCAAGUUUGCAGGACAGACGACUUGCCUAAUGCAUCAGUCAUUUUCAUGAGGUGUAAUCCACAGAUAAAUUCACAAGAUUUAGUGUGUUUGGGUAACCUUUCUGCCAUAUUUUGGAAUCAACAAAAUCCCUGUUCAUAAGGCAACACUGUCCUAACCCUCAAGGCUUUACCCCGCAGCCUUUCAAUGUAAAUACUUUUUAGAGUUUUUUUGUGAAGCUAUCUUGUCUCUAAUAAGAUUUGUUUUUUAUCUCUCCUCAGUUUGUCCAAGUAAGGACAUCCGGAACAAUGUGACCAACCUGCGCACGCUUGAGAACUGCACAGUGAUCGAAGGCCACCUGAAGAUCCUGCUCAUGUUCAGGACCAAGCCAGAGGAUUUCCGAGGUCUCCGUUUCCCCAAACUGAUGGUGAUCACCGACUACCUGCUUCUCUUCAGGGUUUACGGCAUGGAGAGCCUCAGCGAUCUCUUCCCAAACCUGACCGUGAUCAGAGGCAACAACCUGUUCUUCAACUACGCUCUGGUGAUGUUCGAGAUGCUCCAGCUGCGGGAGAUCGGCCUCCAUAGCUUGAUGAACAUCACCCGAGGAGCCGUGAGAAUCGAGAAGAACCCAGAUCUCUGCUAUCUCUCCACUCUGGACUGGUCAAAGAUCCUGGACUCGGUGGAGGACAACUACAUCAUGGCAAACAAGAACGACAGAGAGUGUGGAGACGUGUGCCCGGGGGCAGCCAUCGGAAAGACAACCUGCCAGACGACCACCAUCAACGGGCACUUCAGUGAGCGCUGCUGGACACAGGACCACUGUCAGAGAAGUAGCCUUUUUUUCCUCAGUUGUUCCUAAACGUUCAUUUAACAGAUUUCUAAAUGAUUUGUUUCUCAGGAGAGGUGAAAAUAUCUGAAAUUAGAUUUAUUUGUUUACGUCAUUUCCUUUUUGAGUUUGCGGCUGUUUUAUUUACUUGUUUUAAUUUCUCUAAGUUUCUAAAUGAAACACAUCAAAUUCGCCAGUCAUUUAAGGAGUGUAGUUGUUGUCUUUGCAACACCAAGUAAGACUUCAAUUAGGGCUGGGCGAUAAACCGAAAAUUUACAGAUACAGAAAUUUACGACCAACAUCAUUUUGCCCAUGUCAAUAUAUUCGGUGUCAAAAAAUAAAUAAAUAAAAGUUGGUUUGGAUGUGUGUAGGUAGGCUGUGGUCUCAUGUCUCUUUAAGACACUGUCCUACGUCAGAGACGUGACUCCACCCCAUCCAGUCCAUAACAAAGAGGGGAAGACAGGUGAGGAGUCGGAGGACGGUUCAAAAGUUGAAGUGGCUGGAGCUGCGGCUGAAGUAGACGAAGUUAAUGUGGGAGGGGGUGAGCAGCUUGUGGAGUAGUUAUCGUCCAUUUAUCGUUAUCGAGGUGAACUGCUCAAUAUAUCAUGAUAUUAAUUUGAGGCCAUAUCGCCCAGCCCUAAUUCAAAUACCCUGAAUUUGACCACUUUCUUGAAACAAUUCCUAUAAAAAUCAAACAAAAAAACAGAUUUAAUCCUGAUGAGUCCUAAAGUUUGAAUAGUUAACUGUGAUUCAUUUUAAGUCCAAAGACAACUAAAAUCUCUCACUGACAUCCAUCGCUCCCUGGUUAAUGCAGCACCAGUAUUUAGAAGUUCCACUCUGUAGCUUUCUCUGUCAUACAGGUUUUGUGUGCAUGAAACUAACGUUCCCUGCAACAAUACGGCAUAUGAAAACACGCCAGUCCUCGAAAAUGCUGACUGGCACGCACCCUUUUAGCGAGGACUGUAAUUAACGUCUUUGAUGUAGUUUCACCUACAGGUGUGUGCCAAACAAUUCGAACAGUGCCAACUAUUAUGAUGUGACUUUCUUCUGGCAUUAGCGUGAUUGGCUGCACCUGAAUGCUUAAUUCAUAGGUGUCAUCUCAAAUUCUGAGCACUCCACUGAUAUUUCAUUUCAUUAAACACAACAUUUGUAUUACUCUAGACUCAUCGACUGAACCAUCUGGGAGAUUUUAUAGUGAAACAUGCCUUUGUUUUCCAUCACAGUGGCAGCAGGAAGAUGCUACAAUGGCUUUUCUACUGUCAUCUGAAAGAGACAAAAUCGCACAAGUUAAAUAACGCAUAAUUGAUUUGGGACUUUAAUUAAAUUGUGAUUGACACUGUGAUGCUGACAGCCCUUGUUGUAGCCUGUCAAUCUUUCAUUAAGAUCCACUUAAUAGCUUCUUUUAGAGCUUUAAACCACAUUUCGCUGACUCAAUCAACAGGCUCUGCUGCUUUGACACAUUUUUGUCAAAACUCUAAAAGCAGAAAAAACAUAAAGCUUUUUUCACAACACGAGAAAUAGCUUCAGCUGCUUAAUUUAGCAUUUUUUUUUUCUGUAUAAAUGUGCAUUAAAAACCAAAACAGUUCCUCCAGAGUUCUUCUCACCGCCAUUUUCGUUUCGCCCCACAUGUUGUUUUCUUUCUCUCUUUUUAGACUAAAGGUGAUCUGCGGCCCGGUGGUUGUUUUGCCAAAAGCUGGCUGAAUCCCUUUGUAGUGUUGAAAUGUCAGAGCUGUGUCAUUAGCUCAGGUUUGGUUAAGUAGGCCAUGUUCUGUGUCAGUACAGCUUGAACCACACUCUGAGGUGACACAACACCUCUGCCAGAUAGUCUCUGAAAUGUUUACCCUGAAUAGUCGGUGUAGCUUUGUCACUGCUCAUGCUGUGUGGUAGGAGGAAAAAGAAAGACGACAUCAUCGCACAUUUCUCUUUGUUCCCCUUUUUAAGAGCAGCUCCCGUGACAUGGGCCGUUCCCUGUGUGUUCCGUCCUUUACUGUAAAAUGACAAGCCCACCCAUUUCACACAACCAAAGAGUUCAAGUUCGAGUGCUGGGAAGAAUUUUGCGCAUGGGUGAUGCCUGAACACCUUGGCUCGCACCAUUACGCAACGCCGCGUACACGGGUUUAGCAGCUCAUUUGAAGGAGUUUUUCAGCACAUGUCAGCUUAUUCAGGCGCUUAUUAAAAUUUGUUUGCUUUAGUGGCUGCAUUCAAUUUGUGUUUGGCUGAGGGAGGUCCAUUAUUAAGCUCUGCGGUGUCUUUGUGUUGUUCACAGGUUUUCCACUAAUGACUUUUUGCUUGACGUGGUUGCUCACAGAAGGCCUUUUGUCAAACUGUGUUGUUUGUUAAGGAGGACUAAAGUGGUGUAUAAAAACUCUCGCUGCACACAUGAUUUCCUAAUUUGCGCACAAUGACGAUGAAUAAAGACCAGACGUCACCUGGCAAGCUCUGAUCCUGAGUCAUGGCUCUGCAUUCAGCCGGGGCAGGGCCUGCGGUCUUGCGGUUCGGGACCUGUGGUUUAUUGCCUACUUUCACUAAAGCAUGAAAAGAGCCGUUAAGCCCGAGCUGGAACCGCAGGACAGAGUGAGAGGCAUUCACUGACCUCCUCUGUUUCUGCUUUUUAGAGACCUACUGUCGUCUUUCAAGUAAACUUAGAGUUUGAGAGUUUGUAAAUCAUUCAAAGUCUAUAUUUUAUUGGAAAUAGUAAAAACAACAACAGAUGAACUGCUGAUUAACUCAUGCAGUCUCUCACAAAGUGGUGAACCUCUUCUAGUCUUUACAUCUGAGAGCCACAUGGCCUCCUUUGAAAGCCCAUUUUAUAGUCUAUCCUGUUACUUACAUGUUGCAAAUUAAUAUAAUUAGUUUGAAACUGUUUUUUGAGGUGUUUUUAAUCAUGACAAAAAUGAUUACAUGAUAAUAUGUUUCAUUUUAAACUUCGAUUGGUUGUCUUUGCAGUCUUUACAUUUGAAUAAAGGCUUCAAAUGAUUUGCAAACCAUCAAACUGUUUUACAUUUCACAAGGCGUCACAAACCUCAUGGAAACCAGGGUUGCUGGUUUGUAAUUCAAACCACAGUUUGUGGUUAAGUUCUGUAAUUGUCAAAGGGCACUGCAGGUCAUACACACGCUCUAUAGUCUUUAAACUAACAGAAAACAAAGCUGCAGCACCACGAGGCUUGGCUUAGCUCCCAUGUAUGCAGUCACAACCCAUUUCCCUUUCCCAGCCUCUGUUACAGGGGUCAUUUGAACUUUCCCCAGAGCAGCCCGGGCUAAUUUCUUCCCUCUUUUUAAACCAAACUUGAUGCGUUCUUGAGACAAAGUGGCAAAGCAAGGUUGCAGGAGAUGCUCAUUAGCGAAGUUGAUUCGAUUUGGCAACAAGCGCGCACAAGCAUGCAGCUGUAAUUGUGGUAAAUAUAAGACAUCAUCCCAUGGAGCGUCUUCCUUAUUUCUGCUAUUUAAUGUUUAUGAGUUUGCUCAAAUUAGGGUCAGGUCAUGGAUGACUUGUUUCAGACCAGAAAACAUAUCAGAUAUUUAUGCAAAAACUUGAAAACUAAUAUAUGAGCUGCUUUCUGUAAUCAUGUCGUAGAGUACGUAGAGGAAAGGGAAGAAAACGUUGGUUUUUUUCUGCUAUUAAAUCACUUUUACUCACACACACUCCAAGUUCACUCAGUUCAUCACGUUCAACGCUGAAUCAAGCAGAUUUUUUCCAAAGUAAACCAAUUUCCUGGCUCAUGAUAAUGCCAUUACUGCGUGAUGUAGCUCACACAUGAUGUUUUUCAGUGCGGUUGAAAAAGGGAAAUCCAUAACUCCUAACUUCCCCCUCUUUUUUUACGGGCAAGUUUGAGAGCCUCCUUAGUUACAUCGAAGUGCUGCCAAAUUUACAUUAAGAUACAGGGUUCCUACGCAAGUAUGGAAAAGUAUGGGAAUAAACGUGAUCAAUUUCCAGGUCUUAAAAAGUAUGGAAAAUAUUCAUGUCUCCAGACUGUGACCACAGUUCUAAAAUACUGUUUUCUAAAAUAGAAAAGUAGGUAUUUCCAAAAAUAAUUCUAGAAAGUUGGGUAUGGAAAAGUGAAGAAAAUAUAGGUUUACAAUCAUCCUAUGAGCAUUGUAUGACUUUGGUUAACAGUGCAUGUAGGUCGGGGUCUUUGUAGCCCAGGUUUUAUGAAAGAUGGACUGCCAGAUUGUGCACAUGCAUGUCCAAGUAUUAAACACUUUGAGUAGCUUGAACAAAAUCAUGUGCUUACAGGUUUUUAUAUAUAUUUUUUUCAUUUUGCGUAUCUUGAGAUCCUGAAUUACUUGCAGCAAAUUCAAUAUUUUUGUUGUCUGGUACAAACGGAUUCAUUCCGAGUCCCCUCCUGCACAACAAUGAAGGCCUUUAUAUCCUCUUAAAAUUGAAUUGAAAUAAUGAGCCGGCUUAAAGGGAAACACUACUGUUGAGUCUGUUUACUUGUAAUGAAUAACUGUGUCUUGCCAGGCCUGAUUUGAAGAUAAUGGGCAUUUGAUUAUGUUUUGGUAAUGGCUGUUAUGUGGCACAGCUUUUUGGCCGUUAGAACAGAUUAGCCUGAGCCCUGAGCGUGGCUGCCAGCUGUAAAUAUUGGCUUUGUUUCAACAAGAAAUCGGGGACUUCCCAUUUAGGGAGCGCUUCAACCUUCAAAUAUGUGUGUAAGCUCAUAUAUAUGUUGCACAAAAGUUAUACAGAAUAUAUCAUGUAAGAAUUUAUCAACAACUUUGUGUUUGUUGGUUUUAAUUUGAGUUCUUGUGGGGCGUUUUAUUUCUCAUGAAGCGUUCAAAGGAAGCAAGAGGGAGGGGUAGAUGGGGAAUGACAUGCAACAGUGGUUGCCAAACUGGGACUGUAGAUGUUUAGGUUCAUUGCCAGCUCUAAAAAUCCCCUAAGCUUUCAAGGGUGCUGCUAAUCUUGCAUAUCUAAUGAUCUCCUUUUUAUUCAAAUUCAGGAAAAAAAAGAACUUUCUGAGUCAUUUCAGUGCACGUCGAUUAUUUCACUGUAGAAUAAAUGAUGGGAAAAAGGAGUUUCCUUCUAGUUUUAUUUGUACGGGAACAUCAGGAUACACCACAUCUGUUACUGUGGGACUGUUUGUAAGACUCUGGCCGCCUAUUUUGGGGACACAUUUAAGAGUUUCAGAUGAUGUGGGGAAAAAACAGCUUCAGUCACAUUCACUAAUCCCAUUUAAACUGCACUCAGCUGUUACAUUUUUUUUUAAUUUCCUGUGAUCAAAACUGUGAUAAAAAACAUCUUGACUGUUGUACUGAAGAUAUUUGAAUUAUGCAAAAAUGAAAGACAACAUUUGAUUCUACUCUAAAAUAUAAUAUAUUCUAUUUAAGGAUUCAUUCCUGGAGUUGGUCCUGUGCUGAUUUUGAGGCCGCUGCUUGCUCGCAGUUUUUCAUCCCUUCUUUCCAAAAACUCUUGGUGUUGUUCAAACUGACGGUUCUUCAGAUGCUCGAUCAACUUACAUCGCAUAAAGUUUCUGACACUUCAAAUACGAACAUGUUGGAGCUUGUUCUAAGCUCAGGCAUAAGCUGUUCUCACAAUUGAUCCACUUAUUGGCUGUAUCAGCAGAUUUAAAAAUAUCUGCUAAUACCUAAAAUGAACUCCUUUAGCUCUUAUUGGCUUGUAUUGAUAAUAUCAUGUAUCUCUAUUUUAUGCAGGUUCUUAACAGCCUUAAAAAGCCCCGAUGUAGGGUCUGCAGAGUUGUCUAUAGUCCUGUUUUUGUCAUCCACUGCAGCCUUUCUUUGUCCUCUUUAAGAAGGAGUGUCUCUUGCAGACCAACCAACAAGCCCUUAGAGAUAAACCAGCAUAUAUUUCCCAGUUGGUUAGUAUUUUACACUCGCUGUAUGAAGAGUGAUCUUAAUUAUCCCCCCCUGCUCAAAAUGAGACACCCAGGGGGGCCGUCGUCCUCCUCCUCAGCAACCGCGGCAGCUUACGCCAGUGUUUGGGUUUGCACGAUGUGUUGCAUCUUUAAUUCGCUCCCAGAAGGAGGCGGACAGCUUGCAGCAGACGCCUCAGCCUCUGAUUGGGUUUGUCACUUCUGCACACUUGUAGCUUGUGUGUCUCAUGUAGCCCGCGGCUGUAGGGAGACCGGCUGAUGGUUUAACACAGGCUGUCACUAUUAGAGUAUUGCUGUGAAUCACAUUUGAGCCAGGUCAGGUGAGGACCUGCCGUCAGACCUUUCUCGAUAUGGAUGUUCCAAAUUUAGUCUUGGCUCACAUCACAGAUGCCAGUCCACCAAUCACAAGACAGACUCGGAGAUUUGUCAGGGUCAGUAUGUGUGUAAUGGCAACACAGACACAGUAUAAAUCACACAGGGACAUAACCUCUUUGUGUGUUAAAGUGUGUGUGUGCAGACAGACUGGACAGCCAUUGUUUUGUCUUGCAGCUAGGAAACAGAAGAGUAACACUGUGCUGUAAUCGUGGAUAUAAGCACAUCGGUCAUUCAGCCAGGUCAUAUCGGAAGGAAAAAGUGAGGUCAGCGGUCACUGCAGGGGGGGAGUUGGAUUGGACGGAGUGUUUUCCGCCUCACCAUUGACCCUCAGCUCUCCUCUCUGCCGCUUCCUCACGCAAUGCUCGGUGCUGGCGCCACUACCCUUUUCCGACCCCGACAGUGGCGAUCGUAGAAGAUCACGGAGGGUUUUUCUCGAUUGUUUCCCGUCUUUGUUGCUCUGCUUCCGCCCUAAGGUUAUGAAUGGACACGGGGGGGUUAGGAUACAGCCUCAGUAGCCGUAGACACUUUUAUGAGACCAAAAUACUGAUGCAUGACCCCUGGAGGUCAGCGAGGCAGGAAAGAGGACAAACAUAGCUGGGAGUAAAACUGUCUGUAGGGAGAAAGGCGGAUAUUGUUACUGAGCGUUAUUAUUUUGAGAUGGAAGUGACCCCUGCUGAGACAGAAAACUUUAUUACACCGUCUUAAUAUUGAUUUUAUUUUGGCACUUUUAUCCCUGAAAACUAUGACUGUACCUGUCAGCGGUUUGAGGACAGCUCUGUGAUGUCUUGAUGUCAGGUUGAAGGCUGGUGUAAGUCAAUUUUCGAAGCUCGAUGGGGCUCAUGUGUUUAUCGCCUCACAAACAUGAAGUGUAUCUGAAAGCCAAGCCAGACCCUCUUCCUCCUCCUAUCACAUGAAUCAUUGCUUCUAUUUUUGUCACAGCCGCCAUCCGUUCUGCGUCCUCUAUACAAUAUUAAACCUUUAAGCUUAAACCUGUAGCCGCGACAUGUGAUUAAUGUGUUCAGACAAAGACUAAACUGCAUUUACUCCAGAGCAGAAGUGACAGAAAAUCACAUCCUCUCAGGGCGAUAGCAGUAAUGUCAACAUCCGUGAAUCACCAGCUUAUACCGACGUUCUUAUGAACAAGCGUAAAAAUACAUUUUCCACAUUAACACCUGAAUAUAGACUGCUGUGGAUUUAUCGCAAGUCAGACUGUUAGAGCGAAUGCCGAUCGAAAUUAACAUUUACUGGGAAUGCACGUAAGGGCAGCAAGUGUACAAAGUAAAGGCCAGAGGUUUUCUUAAAUGCUCAUGGAUCACCUGUUUGUUCAUAACAGAAAAAACUCGACAGCCCAGAGACUGUGUUUGACGUCUGCUUCUUUAUCUAAACAGUUUCACGUCCAACAAAAAUACAUCAGUUUUCUGACCAAGAUUUUUCAUCCUCCUCCUCCUUUACUCCAAACAGUUGUGGUAUCAGACCCAAACUUUGCAACAAGUCCUUAAAAAAAAAUAAAAAAAAUAGUGAUCCAUGUCAACAAAAUUGGAAAAACAGUGGCUUGUUGGCUCACUAAACACAAUGACUUUUGGGUACAUUAUGAUGUGUUCAAGGUCCGUUUGGUCAAAUGACUGAAAGGCAAAAAAUAAAUAAAUGUAUUUGUUCAAAUGUCACAACAAGAAAAAGUUUUAAAAGGAUAUAAAACAUAAAAUUUCAAUCUAAACUUCCCUACAUAUGAGCCAAAAAUAUAUCAUUAAAACAACUGAUACAAAGUUUUAUCAAAGAUACAUCAGUUAAAAAAGCUACUUUCAUGCUAAUAAUAACUGAAAACUUGGAAAAUGUCCCUUUAAGGAAUAUGCAAUUAACUUUAAUUAAUAAACAUAAUUGUUAAAAGUCUUAUUUUAUUUUCUAUCUUGGGUUAAAAUCUGUGCAAUCACUGAAAUAAAAUCACAAACAUGGCAGUUUCUUAUUAAAAACAGAUGAGACUAAAAGUAUGCUCAUAAAGAAGGAAUUUCCACUUCCCGAGAGUUGUUUUUUUUUCACCCCAUCCAAAAACUUAAUGGGCUCUUCCUCGAUUCCUGCCACAUCUUUUUCCUCCAAGUUUCAUAAAAAUGUAGUGUGUUUUUUGUUUUUUUCUGAAAUCAAACUAAAAACAGACGAACUGAAAGACAAUGGGGCUAAAAAAAAAAGAGAGGCCUCUUUAUCAAAGCUGGUAAAAGUUAAAGCAAAGACGUGCAAAAGCAAAUCAGAGCCAGGAAGCAUUGUUAUAAAGAGUCUGAAAUUAAAUUUGAAAAAUAUAUCCUCAAAGUAAAUAAAGCUGUUGGGCUGUUGAGUUUUUCUUCGUUUGAUGUGGCAAACCCCAGCUGUGUUUCUGCAGCUAUUCGUGGGAUUUCGCGGGUUACAGUGGACGAGACAAUGAAUGCAAUCCAGUGAAUUCCUCUUUCUGAACCGUAUAACCGAAUUGGCAAACUUAUUCUUUCAGUAAAACUUCUUGCCUGUCUGACCUUCUUUCAAAACUUUGGUUUGUAAUCAGUCAUAAAAAUAAAAAAAGCAAGGAUUGUACAAGAACAGACAGAUGUAUAAAAGUCCUCAAAAUCCACCCCUCCUCCUCCUCCUCCUCUUUUUCCCCUGCCUCAAGGGUCUACUCUUUUCAUGGCUCAGUAUGCACAGAGCUAUUCUACUAUCCUAAACACACACACACACACACACACCAUGAGUCUUUUCCUUUGAGCUGACUUAACUGCUCUGGCACUCAGGCUUGUGAAGCUGCACCCUGUGAACCCUCGCCGGCGUUCAGCUACUGGAGCCUUUCCCAUGGAAUCCCAGACAUUUCAGGCAUCUGUUAAAGCCGAGGUCGACAGGCGUUUUCUUCACCGCUGUACACGCUCACACUCACCACAGCCGUCCGAUUUACAGCGUCACACUGAUGUUUUACUCCUGGGUUUAUCAGAUCUGCAGGAAAAAAGGUUUCUCUUUAUCUCCUCUCAAACUAUACAUGCAACCCUAAUCCAGAUCUUUAAGGACAGUUUGAGCUUUAUCCAAAACGCAUGUCUGAUUCACCACAUUUGCAAAAUCUGUAUAAAAUAGUUGUUUUUGAACCUUAUUUUCUGAACCAAGGCUUUGAAACUUUCCUCUAUUUGCUCUCAAGGCUGCAAAUGAAUAAAGAAAUGGAAAAACAUCAUUGAACGGCGCUUUCAAAAUGCAUCACCCUGAUGGGGAGUUUGAUUAAAGGGCUCAAGGUGAUUCAUGGAGAUUGAUUCUUGGCCUUUAAUGAAGUGAAGGUUUUGAGUGAGUCAGUGAUUUUUCGCAGGCCAAGGAAAGCUCGAUAGAAAUAUUGUUUGUGGGAAUGUCAAUACGGAAUAAGGCGGUGGAACCUACCUUUGAAAAAUACAUGUUUUUGUAUGGAUUGGUUAAAAAAUACUUCUCUCAAUUGGAAAGGCUUUGCCAACUGAAUGAUAGAAAGUGGUCAAAAAAAUAGUUGGAGAUCAAGGUGACGUCCUUGGAUUAUAAGUUUUAUUUGACUGACUUUGCAAAAAAGAAAUAAAAAAUCAGCUAACUCUGAUAUAAGAUAGAUAAUCCUCAAAAUACAGACUGAUGUAUUGAUCGGUUAUCAGAAUAAGCCCCAGAAUAACGUUGUGUUUGUGGCUCAUCCGCAGAUAAUCCUUGGGCUGCUGUUUCUACCGUUGGAAACAAAAAAUACAAGCACUCGUAAAGACAAAACAGCCAUUGUUAUCAGGGACAUUAUAGCCUCCUUCACCCAAAAAGCACCAGCCGUUCUUUAGUUUAUGUACACACGUAAAUCAUCAUUAGUUAAGCUAAGGCUGUAAAAAGACAGCAGAACUAGCCCCUCCGGCACACUAAACCUUCAGCUAAAUUGAAGAAACACAAAAGUUUGAUUGUGCUUCGGUGCUCUUUUUUCUGCACCUAUUGCAGUUUUUACUUCACCCUGUGGCCUUUGCACCGUGUAUGAGAUAAACUGCAUCAGCUUUAUCAAAGACAGAGUGUUUUGCGGUGCAGCGUUAAUGACAUAAGUAUGACAUUAAUUCUCCUGAUGUCAUAACAGGUAGUCAAAGUCAAACACAGAUGUAGUGAUUAUUUCAAGACCGACACAGACGCCUGGAAGGAAAUGAAGAUUCAAGGCCGUGGCGUGCGUCAUUUGCCUGUCAAGCAGGCAGCGUAAUUUGCCCAUCAAUGUGUGCGCGGUGUUUAUCAUUUCUAUUCCAGUCAGGGACAAACUGGAUAUCCUGCUUUCUGAUGACCGGGGUGGCGGCAGGGCGGUGUUAAAAACAAAAAGUGCUUUUCCAUGUUGUUUGUGUGUUUUUGUUCUAUUAACGGAGGUUGAGGCCGGUUAAUGAAAUUGUUUACGGUUCCUGUUGAUACCAGAGUCGUCUCAAAGCGGCCCUGAUGCUGCUGCUGCUGCUGAGUCAGAGCAGCUGUCACGUGGUUACAGAGAAAAAAAGAGACAAACCAAGGUCUUCAGCUUUUGCUGUUUGUUUUUUUCAUACUCUGAAAAGAAUUGAGGGGUCUCUGUUUGACGUAUUUUAUUUCACUUCAUCUAUUUCUCAUGUUUUGAUAAGAGAUUAAAUCUUCAAAAAUCAGAAUGACGAUUAUCUGUUCUCAUUUAUAUCUACUUCCCAUUGAAGACGAAACAUUAUGAACCUUCAUAUUUUUCCCUUACUUCUAUGACUAAUUUAUUUCUGAUGCUUUAUAAAACCAAUUAAAAUCAAACAAAGAGAGGCACAGCUUAGAGGAAGUGAAUCUCAGUUGUGUUUCUGGCUGCACCAAACACCUAUAUUCAUAAUAAAAUCACCUGUUUGUCAAGUUUCUGAUAUUUGGAUGAGUUUUGGCGAAUGAGACGUGUAUAAAUUAAAUUAUCCCCAACUUAAACGAGCCUCCUAAGUCAUCAAGCCUUUGCAUGUUGUCAUUUAAAGGCAGGUUAUCUGCCUUGUUUGCAAGACAGUGACAAUAAGAAACACCUGAGCUUAGAGGUGGGCGAUAAACCAAAAAUUUACAGAUAUCGAAAUUUACGACAACAACCGACGUCAUUUUGCCCAUAUCGGUUUAUUCAGUGUCAAAUAAAUAAAUAAAUAAAAGUUGGUUUUGGAUGUGUGUAGGUAGGCUAUGGUCUCAUGUCCCUUUUAAGAUGCUUUGCCGUAUCGGAGACGUGACUCCACCCCAUCCAGUCCGUAACAAAGAGGGACAGACAGGUAAAGAGAUGGAGGACGGUUCAAAAGUUGGAGCGGCUGAAGUAGAAGAAGUUCAUGUGGGAGGGGGUGAGCAGUUUGUUGAGUAGUUAUCGUCCAUUUAUCGUUAUCGAGAUGAACUGCUUAAUACAUCGUUAAAUUGAUUUGAGGCCAUAUCGCCCAGUCCUACCUGAGCUGGAAGGUCGGUACAGCGCCAUGUCUGUGUAUCUGGAGUUUCUGCUGUGUGUGCCUCUCCAGUUUCUACAAUACCUUAAUGCAUUUGAAAUCACAAACUAAGACACCAAUAUUGCACCAUUGGCGAGUUCACUAAGUAAGUACAACGCCCCAGUGAUGUUUUCAGAACUUCUGAUAGUCGCUGUUGUGCUUUUGUCAAUAAGAUUUGAAAGCCCUCUGAAACACCACACUGCUUUAUUCCAUCAUCAAAACACAAUUUGUUCACUUUCCCUGAUAAAUAUUUGAGGAUAAGUCAUUGCCUUCAACUUAAAUAAACUCCACCGUGCGUUAUCAGCCUGGAGUGUCCUCAGUAAACAAAGCCCGGGGAUGUAAUGAUAGCUCAAGGCGAUACAAAAGGAUUAAUUAGUUUUAUCCUAAAUGUCACGGGGCGUUGUCAGUGAUUCGUUUCACUGAUAGUUUACACUGUAAGGUUUCCCAGUGUUCUGUCAAUAUCCUCCUCUCCUCUUUCUCAAAUGUCACUCACUCAGUGCAUAAAUUCUUGUUGAUUUGAUGCGCCCCCCUACUUAUCCAUCUUUGUACUACUAUUUCAUCUCUAGUGAAGGCACAGAGGGAGCUGCAGUCAACAGAGAAAUGUUUGGAAAUAGAAAUUGGGAGUACACGUCUGUGACAUCUGUACCUCACUAGUGGAGAGGAAACCCAGCAGCUCUGUAUAAAUAACAGACAGCAGUGCACAUCAGGACAGAAGCAACAUUCAUCAGCCCUGAAGGCUGGUUAAGACAAAUCAGACUUUUAAUUUGCUAAGACUCUAUUACAGUAAUCAAAGCAUUAACGCUGGUGUACACUGAUGUUUAUUAUAUUCACAUUGGACAGAAAUGAGGAAAAGGGGCUCAGAUGUCUGCUUUUAAUUUGCAGCCAUCUUGAAAUCUGUCUUUUUCUGGCGUUAUGAAGUUAGGCCAUUGUGUUCGCAGUGACCCCGUGGGUCAGAGCUGACAGAUCACAAAAAGCUUCUCCAAAGGAUUUCUGUCACACCAGAUGAUAAAAACAGCCACAUAUACAAGACUUUUGAAGGAAGGAUAAACAAACUGUCAGCCUGUCUCGGCCUUCUCCUCUAUACCACGCAAUUACUGUAAGAUCAGCGUGCCGUUACCAUGCAUAUCAAGAAACUUCAGUGAACUUCACCGAGCACCUUUGAACUGUAUCUUUAAAGCUUAUCACAGAUAAAAGUAGCAUCAGUAUGCUCUCCAUAACAAACAGGAAUCAGAGCCAGAACUUCUGAUGGUUUACUGAGUUCAUAAACCGAGUUGUUACUGCUGUAAAUGAAGCGCAGGCUCAGAUUCACAGUUAGAUGAACUUUUACCAGCUUGUUUGAAACAAACCCUGAUGGUGUGGCCAAUAGGAACAAAUCAAUUAGUCAAUUGGGGAUUGUUUAUGAACCAUAGUAAAAAAAAAGCUGCUCUUCAGUGGUGACUUUUUAAGUGUUGUCUUUGGGGUGUCACAUUGGUUGUUGGACUGUAAGUUGAUGAAACAAUUACUCAAGCAGCUGGGACUUCAUUUCGAGCUUUUUUUCCCCUUUCUUUAACUUGAUGAGUCAGACCUCACAGAUGACCUUCAUUUUGAGAGAUUGGAUCUGGACACUCUAAAUUGAUACUGAUCUUCUCUGUGAGAUUGGAAAGCUCCCAGAAACACACAAAUUUAUAGGGCGGUAAAGUCCUAGUCAACCGGUCUACUUAUUGGUCGAUAUGUGCUGAGUCGACCAAAAUUCUGAUUGGACAACCCAAUUUUUUUCCGCAUCAAUUUACAAUCUAUGCUAACUUCUCAGGAGGAACGUACCAAGUGCUAAUGGGGGUGAUUUCAGAGCACCCCUGUUUCACAGAUAACAGCCUGUCUCAGAACACCCCCCAUGUUUUCACCAUUUUGGAUUCGUCUAACCCACUGGAGACCAGCUGGAGACAGGAAGAUUAAAGAGCGUCCACGUUCAGUCGGGUGGUUUGCUGAAUAUUUAUAUUUUAGCCUUUUGUGUUUAAUUGCCUUCUUGUGCUGAUACCAGUAUAUUUUCGACCUGCCAAGCCACGUUCCACCGAGCCGCAUCGUUCCCCACCGCAGAAGGGUUUGCUGUCAGAGUUAGCAAAAUCCCCAAUUAGUCGAUUUUUGGUAAAAAAAAUUUCAGGGUUUUAGUCGACAAAGAAUUUCUAGGUUUGAUUACAGCCCUACAGAUUUAAUUGCAAGAAAGCUGCCGGUCUCACUGAGUGAGUGGAUUUUACCACUCAGUGAGACCGAGUGGAGAGCACAGCAGUUGAGAAAUUGUAAGUCAAAGUUUGAUGUUUUGAGUUUUGUGGUCUAAUCUACACUGUGAUUACUUCCUUGGUUGUCGUUUGACUACCUCUCAUGAUGCAUCACAUCAUUGUUUUGUUUAACAGUUAAUCCAAAAUUAAAAUACGUAAUAGUUUCACCACUAUAAGUUAUCUAUUUUCUUCUUCUUUCCUUUUAGUGUUUUUUGGCGAGUUUGCAUGACCUCAUUCUCUCAAAAUACCUAGUGAGCUGUCGUGGACUAAGUGCCUUGUGGUUCAUUUCAAGCCAUUUCGAGCCCAUAUCAGUCCACUUACUUCAGCUUUUGUGGGUCAUUCACUACCCAAAUGACUCUUUGUUUUCAACAGUCAGAAGUGUUGGAAACAAAACGACUACCAUUUUUAGAAACACUUUAUCGUCGUUGGGUUGUUCGGUUAUGGACCUUCAGUAAAAACUUGCUUUCAUAAGAAACUAAACACUGCCUUCGUCAUGGACCUGGAAUUUUAAUUACCAACCAGCACACCGCCGCAUUCCUGUUCUUUUCAAAAGGCCUGAAUAAGCUGCUGUUUCGUCACUGCCAAAAAAGGAACUUGGAAAAUCUCACCACAGAAUGAUCUUAGCGACGAUUGUGGUUAAUGACGGGUACAGAGGCUCUUAAUUUUAGGCAAAAAUCCGAGAGCUGAGGGUGCAUAGUGAGGUGUUUAGUGUGCAUUUGGAUGCUGGUAGAAGUAAAGAUAGAAACUCUUUAUAGACUUUGUUUGCAUCGGUGUCAGACUGCAGACAAGGAACCUUUAUAAACUGUAUGAGUCAUUUCUUGCUAGCUAUGUGGAUUCUUUCUGCCUUUCCGGCACCCCACGCGGCUGAAACUCACUCUUGGCUUGCAAGCUGUGCAGAUCUGUUUCUUCACCUCCCAUUUCGAAGUUGGCAUCACCCUGACAUUGUUGGGGCUGCGUCGGUUUGUGGAUGAUUUCAGGGAUUGAGCAUCUCAUUGUGUGUCUUCACCACUCCCAUACCCCCGAUCCAAGCGAAAACCCUUCCGAUGAGAUAAGGAGCCAGGCAUUUCUGCAGCAUUACUCCCUGGCCUUCAUAUGAUCCUGCUGCACUGUGCGCAAACUGCACUGACAAGAGAUCAGACAGGCUCUGUCCGGUGUGCCAGAGAAACCAGAGUAAGAAGGAUAAGGAGUUCAAGAGACUGGAGCCGAUACAAGCCUACUGCCAGUAAGACUUAAAAUAAAGAAAAACAGUCGCAAACAGGCCUAAGUCCAAGUGCCGACCCAGCGCUUGCCUCCUAAAAUACCCCAUUGAUUUAUUGUUGUCAAGUGAUUUACUCAGUCCAAAUGGGAGAUAAAUAGCGGAGAUGCUGACAAGACUGAACUCAAGCUGAGUGUAACUAAUUGACACAGACUAAACUGAGAAAAAGGCCGCUGCUCCUCUUGAACAGUGCUAGCAGCGGGGUUUACAAUGACAAUAAAGGAACUCGCUCUGUAUUAAGAGAUUUGCAUGUUUUAGGGGAAGAAUGACAAACUGGUCCAAACAGUCUCCUCAGCGUCGCCCUCGCUCCGGGAGAUCAAAGCCGGCUUGGGGUGGCCCCACUCUCUGAAGGUCCUCAGGGUCUCGACCUUAAAACCAUUUUUGACAAGCACACAAGAAACAAGUUUAUCUCUCCAGUGUGUGGUCACUCUCAGUUGAUUAUCAGAAAAGCCUCUGUGACGCCUGACAGUGAACAACACCGCUGAUUUAGGUAGUUGAGAACAACUUGGCACGCACGGCAGAGUCAGCUGCUGUAAAGUGAAGUGUAAAAAUCUUCCGGACAGUGAGUGGUUUGUUUCGGUGCUUCAUGAGAGCAGCCGCCCGCUUGUUUUUUUUUCUCAGGUGGCUCAGCAAGUCUGACGCUCGACAUCAGCCACCGAAACUGACUGAUCUAUGUCAACCUUUGUUUUUUUUUUCCCUUCCCCUAGAAGUCUGUCCUUACUGAUCUACUUCAGAGGUGUAACAUUUAGGUUGAACGUUCAAUGCAAGUAGUUGACAAUUAAAAUGAUCUCUCCUUUUUUAAGUUGAACGAAGUGCGAUAGAACAAUAGAAAACUCUUGAAAAGACUAAAUUGGUGAUUGAACAAGUUGUGUGCUUAUUUUAACAUGAGAUCCAGAGUUGUUCAAACAGCAGCUCCCAAUUAAUGUCUUAAACCUACAUUAGUAACGACACAACUUUUUUGACUUCCAAUACGAUAGUAAUAUUGUAGCCUUCAAUAUUCCCCGAUACCGAUAUUGAUCCAAUAUCAGCGCAAAAUUGUGUUUGACGUUCUUUUUUGGACUUCAACAAAAAAUACUGCCACACAGCCGACAUCACCCCUACUCCACGCUACGUUGUUAGCACGCUAGUACACACUGUUGUUGCGAUUUUGUUGGUUCAGCUUGUUGGAUCAUGGCGCUGCUAGAUAGAGGUGCCGGAGCGGAGUCUGGAAUGGAGUUCUUAUAUCGAAAAUUUUAGAUGCAGGCCGAUAUAAUCCGAUAUAUAUUUUUUUUUUUGCUGAUAUCGGACCAAUAUCUGAUAUCAAUAUUGUAUCAGGACACCCCUAUUAUUAACACAUCCAGUCCAGGUAUUUCUUUAUCUUUUUGACCAAUAAGGCAAAAAAAAAAUAUAUAUAUAUAUAUAUAUAUAUAUAUAGUUAAGUAAAUAUAAAACAGUGGAUUAAGUAGGAAACAAAGCUUGACAUAUGAACAGGAACAAAUUGAGGUGAAAAGUUCAUUAGAAACUCUCACCUGGUUUUGUCUGGCUUGGUUUGAAGAGGAAAGAGGACACCGGAAUGAAGAGUUCAGUCUUUAUGAGAUAAUUCCAGCUGAAAGUGGAAUUGUUGCAGCUUUUUAUUCCAGCAAGAGAAUGCCAAGUUCUAUUGAUCCUGCUCUUUUUGGACCAAUCAGUGAUUGAUGACGUUAAGAAUUGAAUAAAAGAUGAGGUCAGUUUGGUGUAUAAUUAACCCAGCGGUGUUUGCCAAUGUUGUGUGAAUAUUGGACUCUCUCCAAAGUUAACAGUGCUUCAGAAGUCUAUUAUAUUUUAUUCAAUGAUAGGAAAAAGAGAAUAAAAGAAAUUGUCCAAGCGGUAUAUUGGAUUUUUUCCAUGCUAAUAAAUCUAUAAAAUUUCAACUUUACAACCUUUUACCAGGAAAUCAGAUGGAGCCUUUUUUCCAGGACGGCCUGGCCAAGAUCAGGGGGUCGAAAGCGUCGUCCAACACACACCAGGAGUACAAUUAAACCAUCACAGUGUGGUCAAAUAAAAUAUAUAAAAUAUAAUACAGUGCAUUAACACAGCUUUAAUGUUUUUUUUUGUAUUUAAACGUAUAAUAAUGUCAUUGUUCGGAGUCAUUCAUGUAUUUAUUUUAGGUUCAGUGUGUAAAAACAGGUCUUUACAGCUUCCAUACAUUCAGUAUAUAAAAGGCUGCCUUUACGCUGAAAUGGUUUACCAGUUAAGAUAAGACAAUAUUUAUACCAAAAUCAUCUGAAACUAUCCUCAGCUGUUUAUAAAAGUGUGAACUCUGAAGUCUGUGAGCAGGCGCUCUCUUUGAAAAAAAAAAAAAGGUGGUGUCAGUGUUGUCUGAUAUCUGGAUCUGAUUGGAAACUCUGAGCUGUUCUUGUGCUGUUGAAGUCUGUAAAAGCUCCUAAUGAGUUGUGGACAAGAUGAGACAUGAUGCAUCACCCGAGGCCUUGAGCAUUUCAACAACCUCAGUAACAUCACAUGAUUGUCUCAGUAUGAAUUUCAACCCUUUUUAUUACUGAAUGCACCCGGUUUCUCUGAAGCAGAAUCUGCCGGGGCAAAUCUGCAAACCAAACCUUAAUAUGCAUUACGUCUAAAACACUUAAGGCACUCAUUGAGAACAACUUGUGAUCCACAGCUGAUUUGUGGUUGUGAGGAAACAGAAAAAGUGGAGCAUUGCACCUUUUUUUUCCCGCUACAGCCUGUUACUAUGUGGCUCUCUGGUCGAUUUGUUGAGUACCACCCAUCGCUGCUGCUGUCUGACUGGCUGAGAGGGAGGAGAGCGGAACACGAAGGGUUAAACUGUGCGCCUGUCUUCCUUGGAGAUGGGAGAGGCCAUUUGAAUGGCUAGCUUUUGAAGCUAGCUAAUACAUUGGCUAAGGCUGAGGGUGGAUCAGCUGCUGGGACUGUGCACCGACAUGGAGCCGUGUCGCAGGAUCAGGAGUCUGUGUGAGCAGACAGCAGUGCUUUUCUGCACGCUCAUAUUGGGGAGGGUGCGUGCGUACGUGCAUUUUAGGAAAAGCUGAAGAGCAGCUUUUGUAAAUAGAAGGAAAGAGACCUGUCAAGAAGAGAUUUAGUUUUUCCUUUCUUUUUUCAUUCUCUUCAUCAAUCCCACCACUGACCACUACACUGACGUAGGUAAAGGUGGUUAUAUCAUUUGUUUUUCCAGCACCAACUCCCCCUUUCGCACCCUCCCACCCCCCUGGCUGUGCCUUUCUCAUGUUGCUGCCGCUUGCAGAACACACAAUCUUCAUGCGCUUCAAGAGCUUACCUCUAUGAAUGCAAGAGGACAGGGGUCCGUGUUGUUUUGUUCGUUUAAGGGUCGACCUCGUGCUGCUAACGAAGCCGAGCAGUUUUGACUAUGGCGUGCUCAACAAUAGGAUAGUUAACAAAGAGAUCUCCCGUAGAGAAUAAUGAUAAUGAUAGAGUCGUAUGAAGUAAACACACAGUUUCCUGUCAUCGUCGUCUUCUAAAUUUGUGUUCAGACACAUAAAACACCCACAUAUACUCACAACUUUACGGUCGAACAUGUACCCUGCCCCUAACCUCUGUGACUCAUUAUAUCCCCUGCUGUUGACCGCUCCUAAUCUGGCUCUCAUGGAUGAGAGGCUAAUCUCAGCAGGCAGGUCAGUCAGCUGUAUUUACCACGGAGACGCCUCCAUACAUCCUCACACACUUCUCCUCCUCAUACUUAUGCUGACACAACAGCACACUCGUAAACUCUGGUACACUUACUUAAACAAACACACACACACACUCUUGCCAGUCCUGCUAGUCUAAUGUUAUGUAACAGCAUGGUUAACAAGCACACACACACACAGACACACACACACACGCAUAUGUGUGCGUAAACAGCUGACCUACAGACUGGAAUCUCUGUCCUCAGCUGUUUGUUUUUACACCCCAGAAACUUGACUGAAGUUGAGUGUGUGUUUGUUUUCUGGCUGUCAGACACUGUAUCUUUUACUGUAUCUCUGCUUGUGUUUUACACUUCUUUCUUAGAUAAGCUCCGGCUUGUUUUUACAGCGGACAUUACAGCCCAGGGAAAAGUAACACACAGAUCUGUAUCUGCAAAAAUAAGCAUCUUAUUCUCAGUAGUCAGGACCAGAAUCACUAUUUGGUUGAGCAAAUAUCUUAAUGUCGUAGGCCUGAAAUGCUGGUUGUGUAUUUUGUCACAGCUACUGCGCAGCCACACACCAUUACCUGGGAUUUAAACGCUCAACUACCUGGAUGUAACAAGCACAGACGAUCAAUGUCAGCUCGUAGAAAAUAGAGAUAAUAUUAAAGAACUGGGAGAGAAAUAAAUAAGCUCCUUUCCCCAUCACCAAUGAAAGCAUAAACAAAGCUAAACAUGACUGUAUUUUUUAUUUUAAAUCAAAUAUUUGCCUUGAAUUUAUUCUUUCUUCAUAAUUUCAGUUAGCUGAACAAAAAUCCCAAAGUCUCUUGUGGCAGUUCUUCUCUGAACUCACUCGAUUGCAGCUGUUUUGUUCCUCAUUAGUUAGCAGGUGUGUCCCUAUACUACUUUUUUUUUACUUCUGAUAUGAUACCGAUAUUGUAGCCUUCAAUAUUGACAGAUACAGACAUUGAUAUGAUAUUGGCACAAGAUGUGUUUGACAAGUUUUUCACUCAGCUGCAAUGUCUUUUUCGGACUUAAACAAAAAAUACUGCCAUAAAACCGACAUCAGUCUUACUCCUUGCUGCUUUGUUCGUACCUUAGUAAACACUGUUGUUUGCGAUUUUGUGGGCUCUGCAUGCUAGAUCAUGGCGCUGCUAGACAGAGGGCCAGAGCGGAGUCUGGAAUGGACUGCUUGUAUCGGAGUGCUGAUAUUGGAGAUUUUAGAUACAGGCUGAUAUAAUCUGAUGUUCCUUUUUUUUUUGCUGAUAUCGGACUGAUAUCCAAUAUCAAUACCGUAUUAGGACACCCCUACUUAUUAGUAACAAUAAGUCUAUGUAUCAUCUCAAAUGCAGACAGUAACAACAAUGAUGUGGCAUUUUAUAUCAGCUAUCAGCAAACCUGCUUUCCCAUUAUCGGCAUCGGCUACUUAAAAACAGAAAUUGAUAAUGAUUCAAAAACUGAUUGAACUUUCAGAGCAGAUCUGACUUUUCUGUCUGUUAUUUCUUCUAUCAGAGGUCAAAUAGUUUGAGUAACAUUAUACCAUCCAAACAAAGGAGGUGUGAUAUUUAAAAAAAACUACAUCAUCAUAUCUCUGUCUUAAGAUUUUGAGGUUUACAGCAGUCAGUGGUAACAGUCCCAGACAAAAUGGGCUUAAAGGAGGCGUGCGCUGUGCCAAAAACAGACUCAUUGUGAUGAGGUGCUGUGGUUUAAAGGAUCAGAAUUCACUGAUCCAGCAGGUCUUUUGGUUUUCACUGUUGUUUCCUACAUGUGGUCCCCGGAGAGGUGAGGUCAUUUGUUCAGCAAGGACUGAAGGGGAAACCAGCACAGACAUCUUGUAAAAUGAUGAAUGCUUGGAAUGCAAGUUUUUUUUCUCCCUCUUCCUCACUUUCACUGAACCUCAUAGAAAAGCGUCUGCCUUUUUUUCACAGUGUUGGACCUCCAGUGUUUUUAUUUAGAUUGUAAGACUGUAGAUGAUUGUCUGAGCUGCUGAAGAAGUAAAAAGGGAAGCUGAUUAAUAUCAUGUUAAUAAAUGUCUGAAUGGCAUGACUGUGCUCAAAGCGAGUCCUUCAUACUCUUUUCUUUUUGCUUCUCUAACUGGACUCUCUCUUUUCUGCAGUGUGUCCUGUUCAGUGUAAACACCGAGCCUGCACCAAGGAUGACCAGUGCUGCCAUGACCAGUGCCUGGGCAGCUGCACGAAGCCCCAUUCAGCCAGUCACUGCGUAGCCUGCCGUGGCCUCCAACACGAAGACACCUGCGUGGAGCGCUGCCCCGAAAACACCUUCACCUACAAAGGCUGGCGCUGCGUCUCCUUCGCCUUCUGCCAGGAACUCCACAACAGAUGCAAGCGGGAGAAAGAGCGCAGCAAGAGUCCCGACUGCCACGAGUACGUCAUCCACAACGGAGGAUGCAUCCCCGAGUGUCCCUCCGGCUACACCACUGUCAACUCCUCCACGUAAGUGAUGAUGGGCUCUUUGCACGUGAUGAAACAAUGUGUGAUCAGCAAAGCGGGGUUUGAUCCAGAGCUUUAAUACUGCGGCGAUUCCUCCUUCACAUGUGUGAUUUUCCUAAAACCUGUUCGAUUUAUAUUCAAUACUAGAAAUAAUGAAAUAGAAAUAAUGCCUUAAUUUAGAAAUGGGUUUUUUCAGCUAUGGAUUAUCAUAGGAAGGACUCAUUUAAUGAAGGAGCACUCAAAAUAGAGAAAGAGUGAUUGUUUCUGGGCUAUAGGAAGAGUGUUAAUGCUUAAGUGUUAUUACAGGCCAGUAUAUGUAGAUGUAGUGAUGCUAGAAUAGUACUAACAGAGAUUGCAGGCACAGAAUAUUAAGGUCUGCCAAAUUAAUGCAUGAAUUUUAAUGAACUACUUACAAAAUGAACCCAGAGUAAUCACGCUACAACUCCAGAUAAUACAACAAUAAUACACACUAAUAACACAACCAUUCACACGGCAUCUUUGUAAACAAGGCGGAAACGCAUUGCACCUCCUGAACUCGUCUAAUUUUAUUAAUGCAUGCACCAAAGAGAACAUCACAAUCCGCAAAUGUGAACGUGUUGAGUAUCUCACUUCUCUCUCUCUCUCUCUCUCUCUCUCUCUCUCUCUCGCUCUCUCUCUUUCAACCUCAUACCUUUCGCAUGGAUCUGCACACACUCACGCUCUGCAGUGUAACACACACACACACGGACAGUCCUCUGAUUCAUCCCUUCUGUCAAUACAUUUAGCGCAGUGCCACCUUUCCUGCUGAAACGAUUCCUCCGUUUUAGCUUCAAAUUUGCAUGUCAUUUGGGUACCACGUUCUGGUUGAUCAUUUCCUCUAAUCCUUACCUGCUGUGGAAACAGAAUCAUGAGGUAGAUUCACCAUUUAUUUUAUAAAAAAGUUAGGAAUCAAUGCAAAAUUUCGGAAACUUCGUGUUUAUUUGAAAACCACAGAGGGGCAAGAUGUAAAAAAAAAGAAAAAAAAGGUAAAAACUCCCAUUCAGCAUCGAUGCCUAAUACCAGAAUAUAGUGCAGGUGCAGGUGUGUGUGCGUGCGGGUUUCUAAAAGGGAAAAAGGCGAUCAGGCUGAGCUUAGAGUGUGAAUUAGGUAAAGAAUAAAGAUUAAUAUUUAAUUAAAAUAAUAGGAUUUUUCCCCAGAGCUGUAUUUUUGUCAGUAUCUGCAGAGCCAUCCACCUUCUGUCUGAUUUUCUUAAUUACGUCAGCCUCUGUUCAGGCGGUGCAGCUCCCGGCAAACAGCGCACUGAUCAGGACUAAAAAAACAAAGUUAACAGGUGACAUUGCUGACUUACGUGCUCCCUGUCUGCCUGUCUGUCUGUCUGUCUGUCUGCAGUAAUUGCUAAAGGGUGACUUGUGUGCUCGUUGAGAUGCCAAAGAGCUGUGACAGAUUGCCCGUUAUCGAACGACCUGAGAAUGAAAACAUGCAUAUUAAAGCGCUAUAGGUGUGAUGGAGCCAAGCAGAGAGGCCACGGCAGGAUGAGGAGCGGCUUCGACUUCAUUCAUAUAAAAUCAGGCAUCUAUAUACAGGGUUAGGGCGGAGCUGGUGGUGCGUGUCUGUGUAUGUUUGAGCUUUAGCUUAAAUCACAGUCACUGACUCACCGCCGCUGCUCUCAUUUUCCCACUUCUUUUGCUCAUUUAAGAUUCAAAGUCUAAUUUUGGAUGUAGUGUUUCUAAAGCUUUGACUUGUUUUAACUAUAUAUAUAUAAUAUGUUGAAUGAAUGAAAAAUGAAAGAUUUCUGUCUUUGGUUUAGCUUUCAUCUCUGUGUUUCUGGCACAGAGUGUCAGCUCAGGAACUGAAGGUCCUCCUGCUGAGCUCAUACAGCGCUCAGGAUAUGUGAGCACACACCUCUUUUUAGUGGUGUGCUACAUGAGACCGCAGACAGCUGGGUCAAAGUGGUUCAGCUCGGUAGGAAGGCUGGCACAUCUCUGCCUCUGUGUUUGACUCUGAGCCGAUCCGCUGCUUUCUUUCGUUUCUCACACGCUGUUCGAAAUUGACGGUUCUUCACCACCACUGCAUUGCAGUGGGCGUGUUAAAGGCAGGCAGUGAAGCGGUUCUUCUCUUGUAGAUGCAACUGUAAUUUACAACCUGUUGUUGUGUGUGAGUGUGUGUGUGGGUUUGCUUGUUGCUGCAUCAAAACAGACUUUCCUCCCUAUAAAGAAGAGUGUUGUGCUUGUACUGACCUGCCGCCAACCUCUGUCACCUCCUUCUUUCACACCUUCACUGACUGUGACACGGGUGUUGACUGGAGCUGGUGUGCCGGGAAGCUCACACACACACACAGCUCUGACGGCUCUGCUCAGGCAGAGGUUGGAGACGCAGCUGGAUCCACUGACACUUGUUGUCUUUUGUUACCGGAUAUCUGUGUAGCUGACUGUGAAAACACCAAAGUAGCCCAGAGAGAGGAACUUAGGACACUUUGUUAGUGUCCUGGGGUGAAGAGAGUCUGUCUGUCUCUCCUGACGACUGUGACUAGAAGGGAAACUGCUUUGCGUCAUGCUGGGUUUUUAACUCUUAAUUAUACAAAGAGGGUUAAUCAGUGUCACAUCAGGGGGGUUACAUCACUUAAAUUCACAUAACCUUUAGUGGGAGACUGAGCAAAACAGGCUCCACUGAUGCAGAUCAGGGUAAAGUGCACCUUUGCUGUUUUUACCAAGGCCGGCCCGUUCACUUUAAAGGUUUCUAUGUUUGUUGAAGGUGUAGACAAAUAAUUCUUAUAUUUAAUGGCCGGCCCUAAAAAUGCACCGAUUGGAAGUUUUGAUUUUACAAGCGGAGGAUCGUACUUAUCAUGAGUUUCAGGAGAUUCACAUCCUCAAAGGCCACUGUCACAUCUGUGGGAGGAGUAGGGCUGGGCGAUAUGGCCUGAAAUCAAUAUCACGAUAUAUUGAGCAGUUCACCUCAAUAAUGAUAAAUGGACGAUAACUACUCCACAAGCUGCUCACCCCCUCCCACAUUAACUUUGUCCUCCAUCUCCUCACCUGUCUUUCCCUCUUUGUUAUGAACUGGAAUGGGCGGAGUCACGUCUCUGGUGUAGAACAGCGUCUUAAAGGGUCAUGAGACCAUAGCCUAACUACACACAUUCAAACCUAUCUUUUAUCUGUUUAUUUAUUUAUUUUGACACCGAAUAUAUUGACACAGGCACAAUGACGUCGGUUAUUGACGUAUAUUUCGGUAUCGGUAAAUUUCCAGUUUAUCGCCCAGCCCUAGAGAGGAGUGAAAUAUUCCUAUUUAUACACACUGUACCAAUAAAAGGUCUUAUUAUUCAGUCAUAAUGUUACUGAAGGAGGACUCAAGUGAAUAAUAAUCACGAGAAAGUGAAAGCUGAUUAAAUUUAAAAUGGAUAAUUGUCAUAUUCAACAUAAAUAAUUUCGUUUCAUGUCUCUGUGUCUGAAUUUGACAGGCUUUUUCCAUAACUGUCAGUGUAAUUGCUUGAUGCCCAACAGCUCUCAGACUAAUACUUAAACAAAUUUAGGAGCCUGUCAGUAUGUUAAUUUGAUCACUUCUUGCCAGGUAUUUAGAUCAAUAAUCCCCCUAAUCUCCAUCUCUAAGCUCCCGUUCACCUGUGAUGAACCCCGCCGCUCGCCUGUCUCAGCUCUUUUCUUAACUCCGACUGCCUUUCUGUUCCCCCUCGUGGCCCGUCUCUUCUUUUUGGCAUCUCCCACCGCCGCUGGCUUUAAACUAAGCUGUGGAAAUGAAAGUGCUUUGAGGAUAAAUGAUGUGCUUCAUGGCGUUAUGAGUGUCUGGGCUGAAAGUGCAGAUGUGGCACUACGAAGGGGGGAAAAGGUCACAAUAGAUCAGGAGAGUUAUAAGCCUGAUGAAGAAAAAAAGCCUUAAAGCUGUCUGGAGGAGACCAACUCUUUCUUCAUAGUCUAGUUUUUGUCGUGUAGACACAUUUUUAAAAGUUGUGAAAUUCCUUCAUAAAUCUCUUUUCAAAAAACACAGAGACUUAAAUACCUCUGUGUUUAUCCCCUUUGUUUUCUGGUGACAGCCUCUUUAAUAUGUUCUCAUAAUAAACAUGCGCUUUAAAAUGAAGAAUUAACCUUUUCCACACUCGCGCCUGUGAAUCACAUGACCACUCAUGAACACAGGGCAUGUGUGUCUGUGUAAACAGGAAGCAGAUUGUCUCCUCUGCAGCUGGAAAGCUUAGUUGCAAGAAGACCCAGAGACUUCUCAGUUUAGACAGAUGAUGAGCUGGAACCGUUUCUGAACACUGAAGCUGAGAAGACCCAAUCAGGACGCUGAGAGUCUGUAUGCCCAGCUGUAGAACUUCAGCGAGGUCUGAAGUGCUCUAAAAAGUCUGGAAGCAUCUGAAUAUUGUGGAUGCUCGAAGUAAACAAAACGGAAAUAAAGCGUUUCUAAACAGACGUGUUAAGAGUUUGUAAGCUUUAGUGAUGUGAGACCUGCAGCACCUAAGCUGCUGCCAGUUUCCAUUAUUUUGCAAUCAGCAAAAGAAACGACGCAUUCCUCCUCGAUUGUCCCGCCAGCUCACUCCAACACAGGCAUGUUGGCCUCGUAAAGCGGCCAGUAAAGAACACUUUUUAACAUGCUCAGGAACAACAGAGAGCACGUCGUCAUCUAGUCAUGCCUCACUUCCCUCCAUUUGAAUUCUUCAUGAAAAAAAACACACAUAAAUCUGAAGCUGCAGCAGGUGCCUCUGAUCAAAGACGUGGUGCCGAGACUCUGCAGAGGUUCCCGUGUACACGCUGGAUUUAAAAUCAUCAAAGUUUGCACUCGCCGUAUUAUGAGUGCGGGGAUUGCACAGAUGGCUCUGAGGAAAUAGGUUAAUAAGGUUGGCACACAAAGCCGUAACCAUAUACCUGUUACGAGAGGGGACUUGUUAUGAAAACAUUACAUAAGCCAGGUUGUUUAAUUCGGUUGUUAAGGUGAAGGGUUGCGGUCAGUUCGUCGAGUAGAGCACACUUUUUUGAUGUUUUUGUCAUCCACACACACAGCGCAGCGAAAAAUUUAUUCAGAGCAGCUUUAGCCUUUCUUUAUACUCAACAGAAUGGUUUGAAAAAGGUGCAGCCCUCAGCGGUUAGAGACACAUUUGUCCCUCUGUAGAUGAAGAGGAGUGAAUGUUGGAUUUGCAUUCAUCAAGCGGCCACAACAUGACUCCAAAUGAAUGCUAAUGCAGCUGGAUGUGUAACCAAGCAACACUGUGCCAAACCACUGAAAAUGUGAUAAGUUGGUGUCGGUCUUGACAACCUGUUAGCACUUUGAAAAAUUGGUUCAUGCAGGUUAAGGUGGCAUUUUUUUUUUAUCAUAAAGAAAUAUGUUAGUGACAUGAAUUACAAACAUCUACCCACUCUGUCACCCGACACGUGAAUGUAUUAUUAUUUUUUUACAUCUGUCCUUCUGUGUGUUUUUUCUGUCGAUCUGCAGGCUCAACUGCACUCCCUGCGCAGGGCUCUGUCCUAAAGUGUGUAUGGGUCUGAAGACGGUGGACUCGGUCACGGCUGCUCAGGCUCUGAGAGGCUGCACUGUUCUCAACGGGAGCCUGGUCAUCAAUCUGCGGGGAGGAAGUGAGUCUCUGCGGUUUGUUUGGUUGAUUCAGAUAAGAGCGGAGAGAAGGAACAACAAAGAGAGUUUGACGUGACACCAGAAAUUACACCAACGCACAUUUUGAAUAGGAAAUGAGGUGAUACGAACUUAGUGGAUUUUCAUGAUUGAUACAUUUACUUAAUGAGAGAACAAAAUAUUGAUAUACUGAGGGGAAAGUAGGAAAAGUAAACAGUUGCAUCAGUUCUAUUUGUGCUGCUUCUGCUUUUCAAUUGGCUUUAAUCAUUUAAGAAAUGUCAAUGUCAUUAAAGGAAUAAAAUGUAUUUGUUUUCAUUUAAGAAGUCACUUUCAAAUUUAGAUUUAAUUUUUCUAUAAGCGUAGUUUAAUGAUUUCAGACAGUAUAUAGACAGUAUAUAGAAGCAACAUCCAUAUCCUGUUCCUUCUUCUUCUUCUUACACCUCUGUCAUACUACUUAAUUUAGUAUUUCUCAAUCAGAGUGACAGACAGGCCUGACAUUAUAUAUCAAAGUCAAAGAGCACGGAACAAAAGAUAAACCAGUAAAGGUAGAAUAAAGGAGGACACAAGAUAAAAAGGAAGGUUUACUGUUACUGUAUUAACAACCACAUACUUAGACGGUUUAAAAUCAGAGAGAGAGGAAAAGUGUGUCUGUAAUUCGAUGUGAAGCUCUCUGAGUGUUUCAUCAAAGAUCCCCCCACCUGUAUGUAUUUUUCAAUGGCGAUAGUGACGGGGAAGCAGAUAUAUUUAGGUCCCAACAGGACAUAAUGUCCCUCAACCACUGAGUGUGGGUGGGCGUGGCAGCAUCCCUCCAUCUCAACAAUAUUUCACGCCUCGCUACAAGAGCGGAGAAGGACAGUGUGCAGCAUUUAAAUGGAGUCACACGUGUGUCAUGUUACACACACUGAAAAUAAGAGAAAUCCAUAAUUGGUGGGAGUAUAUGACAAACAAUCUUUAUUUUGGAUUUUAGAUGAAUGGAUAGGAGUAUAACACGAAAUGUAUUCAGGGAACAGCGUUUUCUUUUCUUUUCUUUUUUUUUUUUAGAGACCUUCAGCUGUGCAACGUGGAAAAUGCUGAAAAUCACUGAAUCAGAUGUAGUUUUAUUGAGAAAGACUGUUGACUCAACUUGAUGUCCUUCUGAACUCAGGCCAGCAGAGUGAACCUGAGUUUAUGAAUGAGUCAAAGACACCCCACCUCCCCAACAAGUUCAGCUUCUGUAUGAAUCAUAGUCCCGGAUCAGAAGGAUCUUUGUGAUUUUAAAGGUUAAAUGCAACAAAAAGGAACUAUUGACCUUCAUGCUCCAAUGUAACCGGGCUUCGUUCAUUUCCUGUCGUACAUGAUGUUCAGCACUUCAACAUACUUACCUAACUCACUUUUGUCAGAGGGCAAUAAAAGACUGUCUGGCUUGUGCGGUGUCCUUGGGUGUUCUGAAAGGAGCCUAUAACUAAAAUAUAUUAUCAUAAUAAAAAAAUUUAUACUGUUUUUUUCCAUGUGAAAGAAAAAAGUUGAUAGUUUUUAUGCUUCUCUUGAACGCUUGUGUCUUUCUCUCCUGUGUAGACAACAUCGCCGCUGAACUGGAGGCCAGCCUGGGCCAGCUGGAGGAGAUCACUGGCUACCUGACAGUGCGGCGUUCCUACGCCCUCGUCUCCCUCUCGUUUUUCCGUAAACUCCAUGUUAUUCGGGGAGAGGAGCAGGAAAUCGGGUGAGACUCCGUCCUCUCAUCCUCGCCAUGUCAGAGCCUCCUCCUGUAAUUAUGAGUUAAAAGCGGAAGGACUGACCUUUUGAAAACGUCUCUCUGUGGUAACCGUUUUCGGUUAGACUUUCCCAAAUCAUAUACGAGGCUUCAUACAGACGAGGAGGAAGACGCUUGUAGCACAAUGGCCUGCACUUACAGUAAAAAUGCAAAAAAGAUAGCCUUAUGAUGCUAAUUGUAGGCUAACUCUGCUGAAAUAGCUCUCAGCUCCUGAAACUUAUGGAGCUUUUUAAUAACAUCCUCAGUUAAAUAUCAUAUGUUUUAUAAAAAAAUACGUUCUUGUGAUCUUGUCUGUCCUUUUCCAGGAACUACUCCUUCUACGCUCUGGAUAACCAGAACCUUCGGCAGCUCUGGGACUGGUCCAAGCACAAGCUGACCAUCCUGCAGGGACGCAUGUUUUUCCACUACAACUCCAAACUCUGCAUGUCCGAGAUCCGCAAGAUGGAGGAAGUGACGGGGACCAAGGAGCGGCAAAUCAAGAACGACAUCGCCUCUAAGACCAACGGGGAUCAGGCCUCAUGUAAGCCCUUCUCUGAAGACAUGACGGUUGUUAUAGGAGUUUCUAUGGUAACAGGAAACACUGAGCCCUGCCUGGUACAGAUGCAAACAUAGACACAGUUAUUGUUAUGAUGGUCAUUUCCCGUCUCUGCGUGUUUGCAGAAGUUUAACAGGGAACAACAAACAGAGCAGAGCACAGAUAACUGUUAAACACAGGAACACAGUGAUACAAAGCCGGGCCUGUUUUUUCCUGUCCAUCGCAUUUGAAGUUCAGAGACAGGAUGAGUUUAUCAAAAACAGUAACAAGGAGUACAGCCUCGUCUUAAAAUAGAAAAGAAAGAGACACUUAGCAGAGGAAGAUGAAUCCUUCAAAGUUGGGACAAUUAAUUAUUGAGUUACCAAAACCUAACCGAGGAUCAGAGUCAACCGGGGUCAACCUGUGUCUCCUCAGGGCCAGCGUGUCUCAUACCUAAUUAGCUCCAAGCAGAGCCACACUUUUUAUUAUGAGGCAAAACAUGCAAGAUAGAUGGUGAGAAAUCUUUACAGCAAAAUGUGCCCAUUAGUGUCUGCAGCAGAGUGAAGAGAAAAAAACAUACAUCUACUCUUUCCAACUGUGGCGACUCAAUUAAUGAUUGAAGAUGUAGUAACCCUCAUUUGAACCCGAGAAAACAGCAGGUUUGAGAAGGGAAACAGGUCUGAAUUCAAAGCCAGGAUUCAAUAAUUGUUUAUCUGGUUAUCUGGGCGCCUGUCGUUUUACUUUAACUCUAAUCUCUGUUUACAGAUCCUACAAAAAAUGUAAAAUCUAUUGAUUUAAUUACUUGUAUAACAGGUACCUUAAUGCAAGUGCAGCCAACAAAAGAAUCUAGAUCAAAACCUCCAACUGGAGCAACUUGAUCUGUUUGUCGCUGUAUCAUCAAAACCAAUCAGCGGUUAGAUUUCGCAACCAUCUGGAGGGUACAGAAAAGACUAAUCCAGCCGUUAUUCAACAAAAAGUUGUUUUCUUACAUACAUGUAACAUUAAUCAGUCAAUAGAUUGGUAAGCUUCUCUUUUAACUUCUUGCAGAAACCACUUCAGGAGUUAUAAUCGUCCAAAAAUGUGGGUGUUUAUCUAUGCUGCUGACAUGAACGCCACGCAGGAAUGAAAAUCUUUGCUCAGAGUCAUUUUCAAACGCUGCACCGACUUAACUAAAAAGUCGGCAUCUGUUCCCACAGGCGUUCACAGCGUACUGCGUUCAUCCGUUGAUAGACAAUGAUUGCUGAUGGAUUCUUAGAUUGCUUUCACUCAGACGCCCCACGUCACAUUUACUGAUCCCGCCGGCUACUCAAAGAAAAACAGUGAAACGAACGCUGUCAGAUGUCGGGUUUGCAGAAUAAGAAUCAGGAGUAACAACAGUGAGAAGCUGAACGUCAGCUGAUGUUUGACAAAGACACUACAGGACAGCUGGUAAAAAAAAAAAAAAAGGCCUCCUGUGAGUUGAUUUGGACGGAGGCUGAAGAAAUGGAAGCCUGAGUGAGUGACAGGAGGUACUUUGCUGCUCUUAUUUGAGGGCUGUCCAUCCUUGCCCGGCUUUGUCCGGGGGAGUUUAUAAAGUCCUUCAAUUGUCUGAGGUUUUGCAUGGAAGUUUAGAGUUUGUGUCGCAUGAACUUACUCCGUUAGAAGCGUGUAAAAAACACUCAAUCCGACCCGAAAAACUCUUAAAAUUAACUAUGCGCGACUCCAUAACUCCGCCCCUGUAGUCGUGUUGUCUUUUUGGGGAUUCAGAAUAUGGUCACCCUAGCUCAUGAAUUAACAAAGAUGACUCUUCCUCUCCGCCUGCAUUUUUUGCUUUUUACUCCUUUUACCCCUCAUAUUAGCCUGAUUAUAUGUACAGAAACUGUUGGAGUGUUACAGUCUCUAAAUAUCAGUUUUUUCUUGGAUCCCUUCCUUUCUCCUGAAAUUUCCUCUUUCAGUCUGCUUCCCAUCGCUUCUUUAGGAUAUUUGCCCCCAAACAGAUUUGAAGGUUGGCUACGUGCAUAUGUCUGAGCAGACUGAUUCACUCAGAUGAUGAAGCUGGGCCUAUUCUGUUCACUAAUAAGGUCAAAUAAAAGGUAUCAUACUGACUACAAAUUACAAAACAGGACUCUCUCUCUCUGUAAUAAGGGCAUGUCAGAAGCCCCCAUUAAAGAGUUUUUGGAGUUGGGGGGGAAGCUUUCCACUUCUCUCUGUGUCUGCGUCAAGAAAAUUAAAACCCAACACGAGUUCGGUUUUAUCAGAAGUUGACCGGGUUUUAUGUGCCAUGGCAGUCUUCCUGCAUCCUAAAACCGCUCAGGUCUCAUGUGGUGUUAGACUUAAAUCCAUUAGCUGGAGGACUAAAGGUCAAGAGAGAGCUCUAACAAAUCAAAUCCACCGUCCCUCUAAAGACAACAACCCUGACAGUCAGGCACCGGGCCAGAAACUCUAUUCAAUAAAACAACACACAUGCUAAUGAAAGAGCGGUAUCUCCAGAGAAGAGAUAUUUCAAGAUGUACAUGACACCUUACUGUACUUUGAACUUUUCCUGCUUUUUACUAUUGUGUGUUUAAUUGAUGGAUGUCUUUUUACAGGUGAGAACCAUGUGUUGAAGUUCACCAUGAUCCGAACUGGGAGUGAUAAAAUUAUGGUGAAGUGGGAACCUUUCUGGCCCCCAGACUUCAGAGACCUGCUGGGCUUCAUGGUGCUCUACAAAGAAGCGUGAGUUUAUCUUCAUCUCCACGCUGACAAUCAGACGACUGGGAUCUCAGCCAGAUAAAUGUUCUUUAAGCCGCUCAAGUACUUAACAGAUGUGAAGAAACUGUCUUGAGCAGUUAGAUCUUGUGGAUAGCGGUGAUGUGAUUUCCCGCCUCGCUGACUUACAAUGAAACUUUUGUGGUGAAAUCUUGAUAACAUAUUUACAUCUGAAAAUAGUGCAAACGAUCAGAUAAAUUUGAAGUAUGGAACAUCAGAAUUAUUGUUUGUGCUGAGUCAGAGAUUAAAAAGUUAGAACCAGACCACAAGGAUCAUGAAUCAGCCAGUAUCUUCUUCUGAAUAAGCAGCGUUUCAGUGCUGUCUCUGGCCGCCUUCACCCAUGGACCAGCCAGAUAAAUACAACGAUAAAUAACUGCAACACAUCAAAAUGAAACUGUGCCUUCUUAAGCCCCCAAAAAUCACAAAUUCAUCUUCUGAUUGUCGUCAUUUUUUUUUUCUCCACAAAAGACCUUUUCAGAACGUAACCGAGUUCGACGGGCAGGACGCCUGCGGCUCCAACAGCUGGGUGAUCGCUGACGUGGACCCUCCACGUCGAGCCACAGACGGGGACAAAGAGCAGUUUGAACCCGGUCAUCUUAUCCUGCCUCUGAAGCCCUGGACGCAGUACGCCAUCAUGGUGAAAACGCAGCUCUCGGCCUCCGACGAGCACCAAGUCCACGGAGCGAAAAGCGAAAUCAUCUAUGUCCGCACCAACGCAACCAGUAAGACUGAUUCAGAUUUGAGUUGUUUGUCUGAACUGACCAUUUACUUCCCAAACACACAAACCUUCCUCUUUUAUGUGGCUACUUCAUUAAGCCCGAGCAAAAAUACGACAUUUACAUAGUUUCAUGACUUUCAGGAAGGAUCUUAUGUGGGUUUUAAAAACGUAUUUUCACUUCCAGUUUUGAGCAUGAUACCAUCUAUCCCCGAGAGCUUUAUUCUUGUAAGAUCUUAUCAGUAUCCUUGUCGCUUUAGGACUUAAAACUUGCUAAUCCGUGACUUUAUUCUCUUAAAUUUACAACCCUUUUCUUGUACAUUUGUGACUUUAUCCUCAAAGUCUCUUUUUUUAAAGAGGAGAGAAUCUGAAAGCUGUCGUCAAUUUAUAUAUUUUGAUAUUUAAAAGUUAUCAAAUGUACACAAAAAAGAUCCAAAGUAAAAUCAAAAAGAUGUAAACUGCAAUGUUUUCUUCAAAGAGGUCUACUUUUAACAUAUUUAUGUAGCAUUAUGAAUGUAUGAUCAUUUUUGUGAGCUUCAUAUUCGAUAUUGAUUCAUGAAUUUAACAGUUUGUACUUGUUAAAAGAGGCACCACUCAACAAAUUUGACAACUAUUUGUUUUUAGGCAUAACAGUACUAAUGGGGGGCCUCCUGCUGUGAGGUCUGAGGUUCACAAAAGGGUUAUCUCAGCUACAUAAAUCAGAGUUCCUAUGCAAGUAUGGAAAGUAAUAUGAUCAAUUUCCAGGUCUUAAAAAGUAUGUUAAAUGAAAAAUAAAGUAUGGAAAAAUUUUUAUGUUUUCAGACUAUUACCACAGUAAAAAAAUACUGUUACUGAAACUAGGGUAUGGAAACUCCAACUGCGUAGGAACCCUGACAAAUCCUGAGCUUUACUGUAGAGACACAGACAGUAAUAUUGCUCUCAUUGCUUCACUGAAUGAUUGACAGAAUAGUCCUGUCUUACUUGAUUUUUAAAGCUCAGGUUUAGAGAAACUCUGGGUUUCCGGUAGUUGAGUUAAAGACCUGCAGCAGAAAAACCUUUUUUCUUCUCAGGUCCAAAGCUCAACUAUUUUUAGGGGCGUUUAAAUCCUCAUUUCUUAAGGUGUUACUAUCACUGACUGCUUGAGUCACUGUGGUGUGUGUCAGUCCACCCGCUGCCAAACUGUCCUUGGCACAGGAACAGGGAAGAGGAAGACAGAUGGGACGACUCGCCUUGGGGGGGGGGCUUUGACCAACAGGGCGCCGCCUCGUGCAAGGUGUCUGUCGGUCACGAGGCUAUCAUAAAUCUCUUCCUACUUAAUUACAAUCUGACACCCGCAGAGUGUGUCCUGUGCCGUUUGGGCUCAUUGUAGUCAUCACGUCCUGUCUGACUGGCUUCCUUUUACACAAUCUGCCUGAUGAGCAUCAUCCAACGUGACAUCCUUCACUCAUGAAAAAAGGCUUCCAGCAGAGACGCACCAUAACCCAGCAUGUGGAGGGAGGCUUGUCUUCUACCCAUCUGGCACCCAUUCUGCGUUCCUGGUCUGUGUCAUACCUUUUCAGAAGGGCAAAGCUGUCAUUACCAAUAAGCUGUUGUCGAAGAACUUAGUCUGACAAUGCGGUCGGACCAGUGCGAUGCCACGUCACGAAACAAGGACAUCAUAAUCACCGUAUGACAAAGGAGCUCAGAUGUCUGCAUCUCCUCAGGGUUUCAGUCUGACAUCCACACACACCGCUCCCUCCUCUUAUCUCGUCUCCUCAUCACAUGCUCUUCACAUGAACUCGAAAUGUCAACACCUAAAGCUUUCUUCGAUUAUAUAUAUUCCACGCUCUUCUCAUGACUGCUACUCCACCUCGGGUCGGCACAAGUGUCUCUCAAGUCGCCUCCCACUCAAACGGCUGAUUCAUCCGUCUACCAAAAAGACGACUGAUCAGACAGUCAGAUAAACGCUGAUGCCAGUCUGUGAUUCUGCCGCAUCUAACCGCAUUUGUUGUUUGCAACACCAGAAGACACGCUUUUGUUAUUGGCUGUCCACAGCCGAUGCAAAUCUAAUAUCUGCUCUGAAACGCUGAUAAUGCAGCUGCCAAGUUCGUUUUCAUUGUGAUUCUUUCUCACUAUAAGAAAGCAACCGUGACCUAGCCAGAGCAAAUCACACACUGACUCAUGUUUCAUGUGCCCCGUGCGUUAAGUGCUGCUAAUCUGUUUUCACAAAGCUGGAUGGUAUUAAGAAUAGAAAAACAUGCGUCAUGUCGCGCUCUGUUUCAUAAAACGCGUGUAAGUCUAGAGUCGUUUCUAAGACGAGUUAAAUCAGAAUUCAUUCAUGAUAUUUAUUUACAAAGAUUGAGUCUCUUCCAGUAAGAUUACAAGCCGUUCUUAUCCCAUUGUUAUCCACCAGUACCAGAGUAUUUGAAGUUAUAGUGGAGAGGAAAAACAGGCAGAAACCUUGAAGAGAACCAAACUUAUGCUCGACAGCCAUCUGCUGCUUCAGUGCUAGGAAAAGAGAGAAAUGGGGAGAGACAAACAACAACAACAAGACUUAAAAACAUGAACACUCUUUGCUGAAACUGCAAAUAAGUAACAGUUGACUCAUUGUAAUUGUAAUGCCAGCUAAAUUCAUAUCAGCAUUUAUGAUAAUGAUGCAGGAAUGAUGAUAUCAGUUGUAACAGAUGGAGUCAAUCUGUUCUGAAGAUCAACGAUAGCAUUGUGUCAGCGAUAACUCCAAAGGAUAUAAGGCUUGACCUCAUGUACCGCUACUAACUCUACAAACUAAACCGUAUUCUAGCUCCACAUAAGAGAUCAUCUUUCUCUGAAGGUGCAAAAAUAUGUUAUUGAAGCAGAAAACAAGGAUGUGAAGGGAUGAUGUUAUCAUGAAAUAAUCAGAUAAUAGAAUAAAGCACCUGUUGGAUCAGGUUUAUCAUCUGGAUGCCUUGUCUAGCUCUGACCAUUUCUCACUCUCCGACUUGUUUUUAUAUCUUUGUCUCGCCACCUCAGAGCCGUCAGUCCCGCUGGACCCCAUCUCCUCCUCCAACUCUUCCUCUCAGAUCAUCCUGAAGUGGAAACCUCCCAAUGACCCCAACGGGAACAUCACUCACUACCUGGUCUUCUGCCAGCGCCAGCCCGAAGCCAGCGAGCUCUACAAGUUUGACUACUGUCAGAAGGGUGAGCCACAUUGUUUGUGGUUGUCCUUUUUUUUUUUUCUUCUUCUCCUGUCUGUUGAUGUGUGAGUGCUUUUGUGUGUCUAAGUGUUUCUGACAGAUGGAGAGAGAGAGUCUUUUGAAGUUUUUCCAUUAGCAGGAGAGCUCUUCUCUCUAUCUCAGCCUGCUGCAGCCUGCCCAGUUCUGUUUGAUUAUUUUAUAUGUGCAUAUUUUAACGCGCAUCUGUGAUAUAUUACUCCACAUUAAUAGCAGGCGUUUAAAAUAUGACAUUUACUUGUUAAUGUAAAUGCCAUUUCUAGUAGUAAAUGAAUAAUUUGGUGGAUUUAGCAGUAAGGCCUGACCAUUUAUCGGCGAGUCGAUUAAAUCGGCCAAUUUUAGCCCGUUUGAGACUAAUCAGUAAUCGUCCAAAACUCGCCGAUUUUCGACGAUAUUUUCAGAAAUAAAAUGCGGAGAAUAAGAUUCAGUUUCACUUCGAAAAUGUUCUGCCAUUUGAAAAGUUCCCCGACUUAUCGAGGAGAUGGCGCAGCAGCCUCAUGACAACGUUCAGCCACUAACUACCUUACAGUACAGCAGAGUGACGGAUCUAAAGCAGGCAGCUCAGGGACGCACAGAGGAGAGUGGUCCGCCUCAACGGUAAAUAAACUAGAUUGUGAAGUAGACAAUAAGUCAACAAGUUUUAAUUCAACCCACUUGACAAUGUUCCCCGCUGUGCUGGUCUCGGUCACGCAGAGUUAACGGUGAAGCACCAUGUAAUAUGCAAGCUAAAGUUAGUUAGCCACCUGCUAUUAGCCUUGCUACACCGUUAGCCGUGCUAGUAACGGUAGAAUAAACAGCUGCAUGUCUCCAGAUGAGACCGGACCGAAAAUGUGUAAAGUGAGUUAAGACACGGAGGCACCGGCGUGGGGGGUUGGUGGGAGUUAAUUUGCCAAAGAAUCGGCAUCGGCCCCCAAAUAUCCAUAUCGGUCAGGCCCUAGUUUAAAGUAUGAAAUUUAUUUGUUUAUGUAGAUGCCAUUUCUAGUAGUAAAUGAAGAAUUUCGUGGUUUUAGCAGUAGGGGUGGCAGAAAAUACUUGGUCUGGUGAUAUAUUGUAUUGUUUCAUUUACUGAGUAUUGAUUUUUUUCAAACUAAUAUGAAGUCAGAUCUAUGAUGAUGGAAAAAUGAAUCAACUGUUUGUCCAGUAAGGUUGGCAGAGGUGACAUCAUAGAGCAGAAGAAAGUUAGUGCAACAAUUAUAUAUAUAAGGUUUGCAAAAUGUGCUACAUGGAAAUAAAAUUCAGCCUAAAUUAGACAAACAUAAAGGAAAGCCAAAUGCUAAAUUAUCUUAACAGUUGAAAAAAUCGAAUGAAUCGCAAUAUAUUGUAUCGCAAUACUCACUGUAUUGCAAAAUGUUAAAGAUCGCAAUAAUAUCGUAUCAUGGCCCAAGUAUCAUGAUACGAUAUUAUUGCGGGGUCACUAGUGAUUCCCACCCCUGUUUAGCAGCUGGUUGGAUAAAAAGCAAUUCAAAAAUGAAACGUGCUCAAAGGAAGUUGCACAAUUUCAGCUCCUGUGAGGAGUUUUUGAGGUUUCUUAAACAAACUGAAAGUAUUAUAACUAGAAACCUAAAGCAAACAAGCUCAACUUUAUUUUUUCAUCAUAUAUUUCAAACUCUCUUGAUGCACGUUAAAUUUAACUAACUCGUAGAAAAUCAGUCCUGCGAGGAGCAGAAGUGAAAGCUUUGCUUUUAUUAGAUGACAACACAUCAGUCACGUUGAACAAAAAGGUCUCAGUGGAUGUAAAAGCUGAGGCAGGUUUUAUUCUUAACCUGCAGAGAGGCUUUUCAUUUUCUGUUGCUUCAUAAAAACAUUGCAAUCACUUAAAUUCAGACAUGUUAACAGCUCAACAUCUCAGGUGCAGUAUUUCCUGUGUCUGUGUUUCAGCAGGAUGUGAGUUUAGAUGGGAAAAGCUGCAAAAAGCAGAGAGCCAUUUGUGGUCCAGUUUUACCUCUGAGUGCAUUUUAACCCUUCUGAGCCCGUCUGUGAAUUGAACCGUGAGCGCUCCUCUCUGUACCCACUUAAAAACUAAAUCUAUUGCAGCAGAGGUGAAUCUCUUGUUAAGGGAGUAUUCUGUGGCUUGAACUAAGUCAAACCUGACAAUGAGACAGUCAAGAUCUUCCUCCCACUUUGACUCAGGUUCAGGCAAAGUUCAGACCUUUAUCUCUGUGAAAUAUCCCCGUCACAGCCUGGCCUACAUCGAUUCCCCGCCAUCAGUGCCCUGCCAUAUUAGCACACAACCAGUCCAGACUUUCCUUUUUUUAUCCGCUCCCACACACUGAGAGAGAUUUGAGCCUGCAAGAGAGGUCGUGUCAGUGGUAAUAUAUCUCCAAAAGAAAGGGUGUGGACCGGAGGGUGACAGUGACAGGCAUGCCCCUCAGGCGCAUGUGGGAGGAAGUCUACAUGAAUAUUUCUGUCUUGUGCGUCUGUGUUUAUCACACCUGUUACCCAAUCCUGCCUGAUGAUUUUCCCUCCUUUUGUUUUCUUCUCUGUUUACCAUCACGGGGUCGUUCCUCCAGGGAUGAAGCUGCCGUCUCGGGUGCCCACCCAGGUCGACAGUGACGAGGAGCAGAAGUGGAACCAGACGGAGGAGCAAGGUCAGGGGACACGAUGCUGCGCCUGCCCCAAAACCGACAAGGAGCUCAAGAAGGAGAAAGAGGACUCGGAGUAUCGAAAAACCUUUGAGAAUUAUCUCCACAAUGAAGUCUUUGAGAUCAAGUAAGAAAAACGAGCACAGAGUUUCCUCUUUGAUCAGACGGUUUAAUAACUUAAUGUCUCAUGAAUGGAGUCGCCAAGAAAAUAAUUUUUUCAAACUUUAACCCAAGUCAGACGAAAUGAGAAAAGCCCGACACAACAAGUGAAGCUUUUUAUGCUCCGUGGGAUGAUCUCUGUUUGGAUCAUGAAAAAAUAAACGAAUUAGAGGAAGGGCUAAUUUAUUUGUGAAGCAUCACUCAUGUAGAACAAUUCAGACUCAGAUUAGGUUUACUGUCCCACAGGGAGAAUUUGUCUUACACACAAACACAUGAAAAGUACAGAGCAAUAAAAACUAGCUGCUAGUCACCACGGGAGCAGCCGUGGACGUUUUAAACAAAGUACUCACAAAAUAUAUGAAAGUAAAAGGCAGAAAUAUAACAUUAAGCAAAUAGAGGUGAUAUUUAAACAAUUCAAUUUCCCAUUAUGUUUCUCAACACUCAAAACCUUUUUUUUAAACCCGUUCAUCCGUCAGUUUUCUGGAUACUCAGAGGAACAGAUAGUAGCAACUGUUUUACCGUAAACAACGACCAGAAAACAACACUGUAUAACAUCCGAGCUGCAGUAGAAAACACAGUCAGGGCUUCAUAAUGUUGAAUCACAUCAGAAAUAAAGAAGUUAAAUUUAAUCCAUAAAGCCACGCUGAAGGCCUCAUGAAAAGCUGGCAGCCGCAGAGGAGGAGGAUUCACGCGAUCAGAGCACAUUUCCAGACCCUGUCCACUCAGAGGGAUUCAUAGUUUCGCACUUACUAAUGUCUACACACUAAAUAUGUCAUAAACUGUUGUGUAACAAAUGAAAAACUAGUGUGAGAAAUUCAAACUUUUGCACUUUGCUCAUCACUACACAGCUGGUCGGUCUUGCGCAGGUGUGAAUGUUGGGUUGUCAGAAAAACGUUCCUACAUUUAUCUGAUGUUGUUUGUUUUAUUUGCAAUUUGUUAAAAAAAAAUUAACUGUCUGUCCUUUUUAGACGUUCAAGACAGCGACGCUCUGUCAUGGGCAUCGCCAACAGGACACUCCCCUUCCUCACCACCGCCCCGAGCCCGCCGCAGGGCACCGGCAGCCCUGAAGACGAGGACCAGGAAACCUUUGAGAGCACGAAAACCUUCGUCACUGUCCUCGCGAAGGAGUCAACCGUCAUCUCAAACCUGCGCCACUUCACCAGCUACCAGAUUGAGAUCCACGCCUGCAACCACCCGAAGGACGCGGCCCGCUGCAGCAUGGCGGCAUAUGUCAGCGCCAGAACGAUGCCGGAAGGUAAGGAGGGACUGAUGACGCUUCAUCCUGGAGAGGAGAGAUGAAACAUUAGGAGGGUUCAAACUUCUUCUGCCUGGAGACACUCACUUGAACCUGAUUUGCCCCCAUGUUUAAAUGUCGUUAUUCCUGAGUUCGGAAGAUAACGUGGUUCUAAUUUCUGCAGAUAAAGCCGAUGACAUCACCGGUCCGAUCAAUUACGAGGUGGCAGAAAACACAGUGCUCAUCACAUGGCAGGAACCAGCUGCUCCUAAUGGUAUGAUCAUCCUGUAUGAGGUCAACUACAAGAGACUGGGAGACUCAGAGGUGAGGAGACACACACACACACACUUGAGUCGUGCCUUUGUUACUUUAGCGUUAGUUAGGAUUCGAUUGGUCGGGUCACUGAGUGCAUGAGUCGACAGCACAUCCAUCCAGAUCCUCCUCCUAAUCAGAAAGCACUUUUUAGCUGGGACCAGUAUUAAAAGACAGUUAAAAACCAGCCUUGGUCAAAUCAGAGGCAAUACUGAUUACUGGAGAUGUAUUUUGAAAUUAAGCCUUAUGGACACGCUAAUGUGAUAGGAUUAUAGCUAAAUGGAGGAGUUAUCUAAGCAUUACAUCAUGUUUUAGUCGUCAUGGAGACAUAAACAAAACAUCUGACUGAUGCCGUCGACUUCUCUGUGGAAAACAAUCAGAAACCCCAGAGCUUCCUCAUUGGAAAAAGAAAGACAUGAAACAGUUUUAACCUUGGAAAGGAAAAAGUAUAUCCUGUAAAAUGAGUCCAAAUGUUAUUUCCUACACGAUAUUUUAAACUCGGUGGAAAAUCUUGAAGCGGUUUGUCACAUGAUGCCGAUCCUUCACGCUCUUCUCACUGCAGGAGCUUCACUACUGCGUGUCGAGGAACAUGUUUAAGGUGACCCGAGGGGCAAAGCUGAAAGUGAUGCAUCCUGGGAACUACACGGUUAGGAUCCGGGCCACUUCGCUAGCUGGAAACGGGUCCUGGACUGAGCCCACUUACUUUUAUGUGCAGGAUGCAAGUAAGUCUCCAUCUGGUGUGGAGUAAAACAAAACCACAAAUGAAGGACUUGUGCAAAGUCCUCACAUACAGCACACAUCCAGAUGAUACACACAGUAUUAGCACGAUAUGAUCAGUUUUGUCCCAAAAGAAAUGAUACAGUGAGUGCGAUUUUUUUUUAUGCCAAACAAAACCGAACACUUUUGUUACCCAAGAUUUUUUUAGAUUUCAUUCAUUUUAUCAAGUUCACCUGCGAGUAGUUCCUCCAAUUAGGAACUACUCUGCGAGCGUAAUCAAAAUCAUGUAGAUCAGGCCGCUUCUUCGACUAUAGAGGAUCAUUUUCUAUACCAGAAAACUGUGUAAACUUACAACCUGCAUAAAUUCAGAAUUAAAGAACACUGCUUUAGUUUUAAAAAAGUCCCGGAAAGGGAAAACAAUGGCAAAAAUAUACAUUUCUGCUCCUCAGAUAUGUGUGAAAACAAGCCUCAAUGGGGCCCUAAGCAAAAUUUGAUUUUGGGGCCCUCUAUUUCUGCCAAUAAUAUUGAUUGUUGGUCAUUCACACACCUACUACAGUAUAAAUUUAAUGUGCCUGACAUGUCUUAACACAUUUAAGGGGGUGGCCUGGGUAAUAACAUAAAUAAUACCAAUGCAACCAUACAAAUAAUACCAAUAAAUGACUGAUGAAUGAUGUUCAGGGUGCCACAUACGGUUUUUAAUCUCAAAAUGUAACACAUUCAGGCUGAUCAGUGCACAUUGCACAGCAGGAGGCACAUAACGGUAGCGGAGCUUUGACAUAUCGGCAGUAAGAAUCAUAGGCCUACAUCAGCAGCAGCACUAAAAUGUUUUCACUUAAUCAUAUAUUCUACAAUAAUAUAUUUGAUCAUACAGAAAGCAUCACUCAUACAUACAUACAUGUAUUUUUCUUUUUGGUUUAUUUUUUGGAUUGCUCUUGGGGGGGCCCCCUACUGGCCGCGGGGCCCUAAGCAGGCGCUUAGCUCGCUUAUGUCUUGCGCCGGCUCUGCUCAUAGGACUGUAAAUCUUCUUAAAUGUAGGCUUUAAAACAGCACUGACCUGUUUAUCUAUUAAUUAGCUUCUAUCUUAAGAUUUUAAUAAUUAUAGAAUGAAUGAAUGACGCAGGACUGUAAUGUGACCCACUGUUUGAUCUCCUGAUGUGUUUUUUUUCAACAGGCGAUCCUCUCUACAUCGUCAAGAUCAUCAUCGGACCGGUCAUCUGCUUUUUCCUGCUGCUGUUUGUGGCCGCAGCUGGAUUCGUCAUCUUUAGGAAAAGGUGCGCUGUCAUAAAAUCCUGAUCAAUACUUUUACUGUUUUUUAGGAUUGUUAAAUUGAUCUGUUAUUGAUUAUUCUCUCUUUUUUUUUCUCUUCAGCCAAACUCAAGGGCCUAGUGGUCCCAUCUACGCCUCUUCAAACCCAGAAUAUCUCAGCGCUAAUGAUGGUAAGAAAUGAGUUUAAGCACUUGAUCAGGAAUGACAUUACUCAGUUAAUCACGUGUAAAAACUGGUGAUUGAUGUGACCAUCAUAAAUUUUAUCCAGGCAUCUUAAUCGUUUAAUCCGAAUGCCCUCACAUGCACUCAGGGAAUCUGAUCAUUCCCACAUUUUAGAAGCUGUUCAACCAAAAAAGAAAACAGCGCUUCUGAUAACUAGUCCAAAGAUUCUGAGAAACUCUUAGUUUGGCGCAUGAUUUGUGUAGACUGACUAGAUGAACAUUUGGCAGGCUAAAGAAAACUGCUGUUCUCUGCAUGAGAAGAAACGCUGCAAGUAAGGGCCACUCAAAUUAAGUCGAAGCUUCCCCGAAGAUUUAAUUUACUUCAAAUCACAGCAGCCUUUCGAGGGAAUAUCUGAUGAAGCGCGUUAUCAGAUGAUCAAAUUGUCUUGCUUGGACUUGCCUGCUUUCUUUUCUUUUCUGCAUGCGGUCUUGAUUUUUAUCCAGCAGUGUGUAUAACCUGUUCCUUAAUACGUGUCUGCAGUCUACGAGGAGGACGAGUGGGAGGUGCUCAGAGAGAAGAUCAACAUCUUGAGGGAGCUGGGCCAGGGCUCCUUUGGCAUGGUGUACGAGGGCAUCGCCAAGGACAUCGUCAAGGGGGAGGGAGAGACACGGGUGGCGGUGAAGACGGUGAAUGAGUCGGCGAGCCUGAGGGAGAGAAUCGAGUUUCUGAACGAGGCCUCGGUCAUGAAAGCCUUCAGCUGCCACCAUGUGGUAAGGAGAGACAGUUUUUUAACCCCACACUGGUCUUGGAAGCUUAACUGGAGUGAAAGUGCAGGAAUCAAAGCAGAGAGGACGUCUAUUACUACUGAAGGGCAAAUCUUUAAGUGUCGGAUAUUUGUUAGACCUCCUUGGUAUUAAAGGUAAAAGUGAAAGUCGACAAUAAAAUGUUCUUCAAAAAAAAAAAAGCUAGAAUUCAAAAAUAUGUUUUUUUUUCACUGACAAACAAGAUUUCCACACAUUUAAGACCCUUUUCAGUCCCUUCAGAUACUUCAAGUUGUUUCCUCUAAAGAUUGAGGGAAACAAAUUUGCGAUGUUUUUUUACAGUGUAUCUCAGUCACCGUGAACAUGAACAAGUUUUACUCUUUUUUUCACACUGGAAAUACCUCUCACUUACUCACCUCCAGAGACUACUCCUCAGCUCCUCAAACCUUUGCUUUAAAUGUGCUCUGCAGGUUCCAACAGUCAGUAUGUGGAUAUCAAAGAUAGCAGCUCUUCUCCUCUGGAGAAUCUGACUCUUGACUUCAGUCAUAAAUCAGAAUAAGUCUGGAGAUUAUGGAGGUUUUUGCACUCUUUCUCUUCCCGAUAUGUGGUCUUUUCUUACUCUUUACUAUGCUAUCAUACAAUGCCUAUGUGUUUGCUCAAACUCUUGUAUAUUGUGAGUACAUAGUGGUGGUAUUUCUCUAUAACAUGUUGAUGUAUGCAGCUUCUGUAGCGUCUGUUGUUAGUUUGGGUGGGAUUAUUGUUUAAUUUGGUCUUUUUUAGCAUUCUGUUUGUUUAUUUUCGGUGUGUUUUGAGGUUUGUACUGUAGGACUCAAAUAGUGAAAGAUAUAUUUUUAAUGAAGACAAUUUUGAAUUUUGAAUACUGUAAAUCCUUCUGGGAUGUAACAGAGUAAAAGUACACAUUUAUUCCAGAAGCUUGGCCUGAUUAAAGUGGAAGUUGGCAGAGAUAUAAGAGUUCAGAAAUACUUGAACACUGUGACUGAGUACCAUUAUCUUACACCACUGCUCGAUCAUAAACAGCACAGGGCCUUUUCUGUCAGUUUGAGUUGUUGUAAGAGGGUAAAAGUCUCUGGUAGUACGUGAAUUUGUAACCAGACGCUGCUCUUUCCCAGUACAGUGUGUCUCAACGCUUGUAAAUACCAACAUUGCUCAGUGCAAAGGCCAUCGGUGUUUCCCUGCUGUUACCAGGCACGCUGUCAAAAUACAUGAUAUAAACAAACCUGACUACAGCGAAACAAAAACACCCUCAUCCUUGUCUUGCAGGUGCGUCUGCUGGGAGUUGUGUCUAAAGGUCAGCCCACCCUUGUGGUGAUGGAGCUGAUGACCCAUGGAGACCUGAAGAGCUACCUGCGCUCUCUGCGACCCGAUGCUGAGGUAACAGCGCUCCACCAUGAAUCACAAAACAAGUGUUUGUAUUGUAGGUUGCACUGCAUGUCUUGUUUUAGUGAGUUUGCAGCAGGAGUAUUUCCAACAUUUCCCCCUUUUUCCUUUUUUUUUAAUCUCUAUUGGAAAGAAUUUUGUCCUGAUGUGAUUUCCCUCUGAAAUCCUACGCUGCUGCUUUUAUUGACAACAUCACUUUUCCACUAACAAGCAUCUGAUUUUGAACGUGGGCUGCACAAAUACACCCUCAAAAACUCAGCAGUUCCCAAUCUCUUAUCAAGACUCAAUAUUAAACACAGAUGUACAAACACUGAACAAGCCAAAUCCAUUAAUGUUUAAACAAUCCAACACUUUACACUAAAAGGAGUCACACAUUUUCCCCCCUGAUGCAUUUGAAUGAAUGAAUGAAUGGUUUUAUUUUUGGUCACAAUAACAACAAAUGAGAAACAAACAGAAUUAUAAACUUGACCAAAAAAAAGGAUUAGGCGGAAGCACAAUGCUUAUAGUUGCCUAUCCUUUACAAUCCUUAUAACAUCAUUUUAAUAUUUAAAACAGUUGAUAAUGUUGAAAUAAGAUUAAAAAAAGAAAGACACUUUAAUAUUAAAAAGGAAACAUUAAAAUAAUAUGUUGCACUACGAAAGGAAAAAAAAAAAAAGUCAUAAAGAAUGAAAGAAAAUGUCUUACUCAAAGCUUUCAGCAUUUGCGCCGUCAGCCUGAUUGUUCCCGACUCUUGAUUUAAUCACAUUUACUAAAUGUAUCUAAAUGAGGAGAGGGGCUUUGAGGUCUGAUAUUGAUCUGUUUGUUUUGUCACUAAUACUUGGAACUGCUUCACCUUGUCUAUUGACUGUUGUGCAAUACAAAACUCCACUUUGUGUUUAGCUGCGAUGACUAACAGUGUGUCAUCUUCUGAAGUGUGUAAACAUACAGAUGGGAGUGGGGUGGGAAUAGGAGGAGGAUUGCGCUCUCAGAUAUUGACUAAAGACUUGAGCAGUCAUCACUUAAGUCAUCUGAAAGCACUUCUUGUUUGGGGUUUGACAGCAGGCUCCAAAACGACUAAGAAAACAUUUCCUCCCAAGGCAUUUAAGCCGACUGUGACAGUCAGGACUAAGUGUGGUACUUUUAUUUCACUUGGCGCUGUUUUCAAAGGUUUUCAACUAAACGGUUGUUGACAUGACAAAGAAGCACUAAAACCUGUCUCGUGUGUGUCCUUCAGAACAACCCUGGACGUCCGCCGCCCACUCUGAAGGAGAUGAUACAAAUGGCGGCUGAGAUCGCAGACGGCAUGGCCUACCUGAAUGCAAAGAAGUUCGUCCACAGAGAUCUAGCAGCCAGAAACUGCAUGGUAGCUCAUGAUCUCACUGUUAAAAUUGGAGGUAAGCUUGUAGCACAACAGGCAUGAAAGCGUCUUAGACGUCAAAACCUUUUGUGGCGUUUUCUUUUCAUGGCGUGUCAGGGGAUCUUUGUGUGAUCGUCUUGUUUUUGUUCAUACUUCUCUUUACGUUCAGAAUCAAAUAAAACAAUGAAAUGACUUUAAAGUCAGCGAAGGUGUCAGAAAAAGGCUGUGAGUUCACUCUGCCAUUUGCAUUGCUGUGACUGGAAUUUAAAAUGAGCGUUUAUCCGUAUAGAGGCAAAUUGAACACAGAGACGGAUCUAAAAGUGUUCCUAUAGUUCGCAUAUUUGAGGUGAAUACCGGAUGAGAAAAGAUGGAAGAGGAAACACAGCUUUAGUGAAGGAAAAGGGCUUUCUGGACAUGAGUGGAUGAAUUCAUGUUUUUGUUGUUAGUAAAUGGUUGAUGCAUAUCCUCAAAUUCCUUUAAAUGUAAGAGCACGCAGUUACUUUUAACACUGAAUUUUAACAAAUGAAUUAAACCACCUCACAUCAACAGCAGCAUUCAAGCAAAGACAAAUCUACUUGUUUAGAGUCUCAAGCAUAGUAAAGCACUUAUUUUUUAUUUAUUUAUUUUUAAACAUAUCUUUAUUGUUAUUUGUGUUCAAACAACAGCAACACAUUAAACAUAUGGCAGUAAUGAAAGUAAUGAUGAGAAAAAAUAUUUAAAAAUAAAAUACAAAAUACAAAAGGGGUAAAAAAAGAAUAUCAAGUUAACAAAAUAAAAAGGAAUGAAGCACUUAUUUUUAUUUAUUUAUUCAACCAGGAAUGUCCCAUUGAGAUUAAAAACCUCUUUUUCGAGGGAGUCCUGGCCAAGAGGCAGCAAAACUUCAUUAUUAGUUUGUGGCGGUAAAUCAGAUCUUUGAUUAUGUUUAACUCCUUACCAAUGUCACACUUUUUCACGCAGAUUUUGGCAUGACCAGAGACAUCUAUGAAACCGACUACUACAGGAAGGGAGGGAAGGGCCUGCUGCCCGUCAGGUGGAUGGCUCCAGAGUCUCUGAAGGACGGAGUCUUCACCGCACACUCGGACUGCUGGUCAGUAAAAACGGUGAUAAUGGGAGUGGUGAGGGAUCGUCUCUGUGCAGGUGGAGACACAAACAAUCUGACCAUGAGAGGAAAGCGAACAGCUCGUAGUUAAAACGUAGAGAAACCAGAGUUUAUUGAGGACAUUCAUGAAUGUUCAGUAGUUUGGGAUAUAACCUUUAAGAAGAUCUCAUAAUGAGACGUGAAUGUCAGCCAAUAAGAGAGAAGCAGCCCGCUCUUAGAUAAAAACAAUCUUCUGACUCAGAAUUGAGUUUCACUUCAUGCUCUUAUAGCUUUUUAAUGUUUUUUUGUGAUAAGUCAAUCAACAAACCUGUUUUUCAAAGGGUAAUUGUUUCUCAUCAGGUCCCUUUAGAGCUUCUCCAUCAAGCAUUAAAGCGGAGCGGAAUAACAAACAGUAAACACAUUACAGAUAUAAAAAUAUCAGAGCGGAACACGUGUGUGCAGCUAACCUGUUUUCAACCCCAACUUUGUUUACCAGCGUUGCACCCUGCUGCCUCCUGCCCCGAGUCGACCCUCUCACUGCCUCAAGUGUUUACCAACAGAUUAACUCUGUCAGGUGUCUAAUUGGCGUGUCCUCAUUCUCUCUGUGUCUCUGUUAUUGUCUCUCUCCCGCUCGUCCGUUGUGUCAGGUCGUUCGGGGUCGUGCUGUGGGAGAUCAGCACGCUGGCCGAGCAGCCGUACCAGGGCCUGUCCAACGAGCAGGUCCUCAAGUUUGUGAUGGACGGGGGCUACCUGGACCGGCCGGAUAACUGCGCAGAUAGACUGUGAGUACAAGGGCGGGGCUGCAGUCAGAUAAGGUCGUAGGAAAACAUGUGUCGUCUUGUAAUAACUGAAACAUUACAGAUUAUCUGCUGAGACUUAAGUUGAUUCAGAUUGCUCGGUGACAAAUUUUUAUGGGUAGUACACUCGACAGCGAUGUCAGGAAAGCACAUUUGUGGGUAACUUGGAUAGAUCUCUGCUCCACACAUGAUUUUUCACAUGAAGAGCAAGGCUUGGUGAGAAACUGUUGUAGAAAAAUAAGAUUGAGUUUAUUUAAAGUUACAAACUUCCCUCUGAUGGUUAUAAAAUGUUCAUCAUUUAAAGCCGCUGUGAGGAGAUUUCAACAUUUAUCAAGUAGACUUAUAUUUUCAUUGAUGCCUUAAAAGCAAACAAGACCAUAAGCAUCAAAACUGAUUGUUCCUUUACUCUUAUAUCUAAUUCCUGAAGUAAGGAAGCUGCGGCAGGUCAGAGUGAUUAGCAGAACAUUGUAGGAGUAGAAAUAUAUGCAUUUACCACAGAAACCUGCCUUGAAUAGUGAUGUGUUUUACCGUGUAAGAAAACAGGAUGAGAUUUUUACAAGAAGAAGAUUGGCAAAAAGAAAAGAGCAAAAAAUCAAAACCAACACCAGGUUUUCCCCUACAUGCAAUUGAUCGUGACGCGCCGCCACGGCUAAAUAAAAGCCACCACAGCUAAAAAAAAAAAAAUUUUUUUUAUCUCACAUAGUUCUACCUCGGACUCAUAUGUAUCAACAGUGUUUCCCCUACAUUCAUUCAGCGGCGCCGCUACUAAAUAACAUGCGCCGCUACUGAAAUUUCACAUGAUCAUUAAUAUCAAUGUACCACUAACGAUUCUACUCGCACUGUGUGAGCACAACAACGGUCUGUAGAGGGAGUAGCGUGUGUAAAGUAACGUGAAUGUAACAGCGUAGCAACAACACAGUCCAUUGACUCUUUGCUGUGAACCUUUAUCUAUCACAUUAUGUUGCAUUAGUUUAAACCAAAAAGCUGUCAGACAAUCAAAAUAAGAGAUUUAAAUACUUGAUGUUCAGACGGAGGACUAUGUUGGAAAGACAUACUUAAUGAAAGACAGAAAUAACUUACAAACAAACUUAAAUCUAACCCUCUUUGUAUCCUCACGCAGACACAACCUGAUGCAGAUGUGCUGGCAGUACAACCCCAAGAUGCGACCCACCUUCCAGGAGAUCAUCGAGAUGCUGCGUGAGGACCUGCACCCCUCCUUCCAGGAGGUGUCCUUCUUCUACAGCGAGGAGAACAAGCCGCCAGAGACCGAAGACUUUGACCUGGACAUGGAGAACAUGGAGAGCAUCCCACUGGACCCGUCAUCCUGCUCCCAGAGGGAACACUGUUUGGACAGGGACGAGGCCUCCUCCAUGGGCCUGAGGGGCAGUUACGAGGAGCACCACAUCCCCUUCACACACAUGAACGGGGGAAAGACCAACGGACGAAUACUGGCCCUGCCACGGUCCAGUCCCUCCUAACAUAGCGUACACAGCCCUCGCUCAAACAUGUCAGUGCUAUAGAUUUAAAUCUAUUUUUGUUUUUGUUGUCAUUUUAUAGAGAUCACACUUUUAUCACUCUCUCCUCAGAAGCCGCUCAGUGCUAAUCUCAGGACCUUAUUUUUCUUCUCCGAUGCCACAAACACACACUACAGCACGUCCAAACACGGAUACCAGACGACACUUUUUGUAUUUAAAGACAAACCUCCAGUGUCUCUUGUUCUUGAUUGUAGUUUAUAUACUGUAUAUAUAUAUUGCCAAGUUUGUGCUAGACCGGGUGGAUUAAAGGAUUCAACUGUGAAACAAACUCUUGACAAACAAGAAGGCUGCUAAACCCACUGCCCCUCUCCCAAGUCCAGACUUUGUCCCUCCCUUCCUCCCUCCAUAAUUCAACACAAGGGUUCACCUCUUGGUUGUUGCGUUUUGAAAAAAAGAAAGAAAAAGUGCCCUUCUAUUUUGUCUGUUGCCUACAUCAGUUGUCAUGGAACUUUGUCAGAAUCUUUGUACACAUUGUAAUGACGAACUGAAAAUUGAAAGACUUUGGGAACUCUCUGCUGGACGGACCGGAGCGGUCCAUCCUUGAACAAACUCUGAUCCACUGGAGAAGCUAGUUGAAGUGGCUUACCUCCUCACACUCUGCAGUAUUCCAAAAAAGGCACACAGGAUGAACACAGGACUUUUGUCGGGUGAUAUUUUUUACAGUUGUUUACUUGUCUUUCUUUCUUUUUUUUUUUUUCUUUUUUUUCUCUGUUUUGAGUUUUCACAUUUACAGCUGAAGGAUAUUUAAACUGUUUUCAGAAAACAUGUUGGUGAAUGAGUUCCUCAGAUUGACCAAUAGCUGCUUCUUUGGAAUAUUUUAGUGGGUAUAGAAGAUAGAAAAGUAUAUAAAUAUAUAUAUAUAAAUAUAUUAUUGAUGUUUUUGUACAUAGCUGAUAUGUUGUCAUUCUCGAGGUAUUUCCGGUCAUAGAAAAUGUUUUUACAUGUUAGUCUCUUACGUUUAUUUUUUCUAAUCCAGAAACUCAUACUAAGUAGCUUUUUUUGGACUCAUGAUCAACCAACAGCACUUGGUCUUUUUGCUAUGUGAUGCCCUGGUGGAGGAGUGUUUGGCGUCUUCAGCUUAAGAUGUCUGCCCAUCAUAUCAAGAUCAAAUAAAAUAGUGCUGUAAAUAAUGCAGCAAGGUGCAUUCAAGAAGCGGCUCCAGCAGUGCUUCUCUUUUACCUUUCUCUUAUGUGGUUUUUCAGCCAGUGAUGUGUUUGAUUAGAUUUUAUAUCACUCACUUUGCAGAAAAAAGUGAGGAAGGGUGAGCACACUUGUAUAAACUGACACACGAGGUUGAGCAGAUUUGAGAUGGGCUUCUUGAAGAAAAUGCAGACACUGAUACUUACCGAUUCCUUCUGAUGGUUUGGAUCACAUCUAUUAUUUUUUGUUGGACUGCAAGCUUUCACGUGAAAUGCCUGCAAACACGUAAAUCACAAAAUGACUGCUCACAUCUGCGAGGCACAUUCUUUGUAAGAAAAAAAAAACACAUUUUUCCUUCAUAUUGUCAAGCACCCUUUGCUUAACAUGAAACAUAAUAAUGCUUAAGUUUCAUGACAAAAUGGGUUCUUUAAAAGUGUCAGUUAAAAUGUUAAGGCCUAAAUGCCGUUCAGGGUGUUGUAAGUUUCAAUGGUGGAUGACUGUGAAAUGCAGUGCAAUGGUGCCACCUGCUGGACAACAAUGGAACUGAAACAACCAUCUACAUCAGGUUUAUGCAGUGGCACCAGUGUUUAAUGCUGAAUUCAGUUUACUAUAUUCUGUGGCAGGACUGACCAAAUGAUAACAAUAAGUAUAUUUAUUGAUGCACAACAAAGACAAUACUCUCAUGCUAAUAUAUCAUUUGAAAAAGUCAUCACUUGCAAAGAUUUCUUCCAAACACAAGCCAGAUGAAACUUACAGGAGAAAAUGCAGUCCUUAUUCUGUGUUUAUGAGUUUUCAAAAGACAAAAAGAAGCUCCACCAGCCUGUGUUCAAACCUAAUGUCAAAGCUGCAGCUAUUUCAGUGCACGUCUCCCAAGGAAGUUUUGGAUAGCAUUAAAUUUAGUCCUAUUUCUCUUUCGUUUCACUAGGAUCAGAAUGGAACUUUUUACCAGAUGAAUAAUCAAAUUGAAUACUAACUAAUGUGUAUUCAAGUGAGUUUUAAGAGGACCUGACAGCUUUAAAAACUUUACCCUCAAAUGAGUGGUUGUCUAUAACAAACAAGUCUGUUAUUACAGUCAUUAUUUCCAAAAAGUCAACCUAAGAUGUUUUUUUAGUACUUUUGUCAUUUGUUGUCAAGGAUAACAUGCUGUAUAAAAAAAUAAUUUUAGUGUUGGGUGCUUUUAAAUGUAUCACACAGUUUGUCCCAGCAGGUGGAGCCACCCAGUUGUCACAGAAUUCUCAUUGACAAACUGAUCAUGUUUUUAAAUAUUGAGGGAUUUCUUGUCCAUGAUUGCUUUAAAAAUACUUUUUAAAAAUUACAUUACAUCAAGGAAACAGCAAAUGACAAAGUAUCCCCCCAAAUUUGCAUCUUUAAGCUUAAAUUAACUUACUAAAAUAAAAAAAAUGAAAUCCUUCUUUCCUCACCCACUUUUGUUACGUGAAAAAAACUAGUGCAUGAAGAAAAGAGUCUUGACUGUCACAUCACCUGGUGUCUUUUUUUACAGUCUAGGGCAGUGGUUCUCAACUGGUCUCACUCUGGGACCCUCAAUUUCCCAUGGUCCUUAAGUCACAACCCACUUUUGUAGAAUCCAAACCAGGCAAAUUACUUUUUUAAUAAAAAAACAAAAAAACCUUUUAAAGGUCCUUACACACUGAGGCUGACGUGAAUAUAGAACGCUAAAUUACAAAAUAUUUGAAGGAGAAUUUUGACGAGCCUGACUAUACACAUCAAGCACCGUGCGAUUUUGCGACUUUCCGGGGGGGAAAAGACACAUACCGGGGAAGACUUUUCCCGGGCAAAGUCCGGCCUCCUUCGCCUCUGAUUGGCUAGAAAAGCUGGAAACGUCAUCACAAGCUCAAGCCAAACGGUCAGCACUUACAGCCAAUCAGAGGCGAUAAGAUAAGCACAUGAAACUAUGGUAACAACCGUUCACUUACGUUAGCACAGAUGAAAGUUAAAACAAACUGUGAAAGCACACAAACCAUCAUCAUAUGAGAGGUUUGACGCUAUGACUCCACAAGUUGUCCUUCAGGUCGUUAUCUUUGUAAUAUUUGUGUCUUUUAUCAAAAAGCACUCUGUUCUCAGACACGUAAACAAUCAGCCGGUUGGCCAUGUUGGAUAUACUGAUGAAUCAGACGUCGCAACAACACGAAAUCUGAAAUCUCAACUGUGAUCCGAAA